Pocillopora meandrina is the source of this 62520-nucleotide messenger RNA. Lineage: Eukaryota; Metazoa; Cnidaria; Anthozoa; Scleractinia; Pocilloporidae. The record is from the annotation of a GenBank genome assembly.
AUGGGAUCACCCACUAAAUUAUUACCCCAGAAUGAACAGGAAACCCCUGAAGGAGGGAAACAAAUUGAUGUUGAUGCAAGUCCUCUCUCAAGCUCAAAGCCUCCAAGGGUUAAAAGACCUCAGUCUGUAGAAGAGUUUGUCAAAUCAAACAGCUGUUCCCCUAGUCCUCAGAGUAGUGGUAUGCAUUAUAACAACAAAUCCCUGUCUGAGUCUCCAGACUUCAGAACAGCAAAACUUGCAUGGGAAGGGCAAAGCAGGAUGACUGAACCAAGCAGAAAUGAAACAGAAAUCUCAAAUGGUCAUACAGACUCAGUACUCCAGGAUUUUGUAGAAAGCUGCACCCUAACAGCUUCACAAAAUGUCUCUUCUAUGUAUUCAUUCAGAGAGCAUGAUGAUGAGACACUGUCUGUUCUAAAUAUCUGUUUCCCUCCAUCAACCACACCUACUUUUGGUUUAUCACGUUCUGUCUCACCACUUGAAUCAGAUCGUGAGAGAUACAACAGUCUUGUGGAGAAGGCAAUUCAUACCAGCAUGGUAGCACCAUUAUCUAGGGAAUGGAAGAAGAAGACACAUGAUUUUCUUCCAAAAUCCUUGAAACAGGAUUUUAAAGAAACACUUGAUGCGCUCGACAAGGUAUUUGUCUUAAUUAUUGCAUUUUGUUAGCCUUAUGCACAAGUACAAGUUGUAAUGAUAUCAAUAAUGAUGUUUUUUAGGGAACCCAACUUGCCAAGGCAGUUUUCAUUGGGACCCUCAAGUUAUCAUUUAUCUUUAUGGUCAUGCAGUGUGAAGUGCUUUUGGGGAAAAUUUUUCUACCGUUUGGCUUUGAUCUCUGUGCUGCUCCACAUAAUUUUCAGAUCUUUUAUUACCUCUUUCUAAUCCUUUAUGUUCAGGUUAUAAGUUGAACUAUGGUUAGGAAAAAUGGUAGCACAUACAGAGGGUAGAAAAUGCUCCAUAAUCAAAUAUAUUCCUUUCUGAACUUAAUAUGUGAAAUUUCUUGAUCUUCCAGUCUCCAUGGGGGUGGGGGAAGGGUUUGGCUAAUCACUGCAAAAGAAAAAAAGAGGUCAUCUAUCAUCUACAGUUAGUAGUGUGUUUUGCAGGUGUUGCAUAUACAAUACAAUGCAUAUAAAAUAAUUGACAAAAGUACUGAAGACUUUUCACCGAUGAGACCACUAUCCUGAAUGAUCAUUUUUCCCCUUUUUUAUGCUACAUUUUCCUCUUUAACCACCUCCCCCCCCCCUGCUCCCCCCUUUUGAAUGUUGUUUCAAAGCAAAGUAAAUGUUGGCAGUAAAAGACACCCAGAGUAGAGGGUGGGAAAUUGUAUGAGGGAGGGGUGUAACUUGUCCAACAUUAGUAAAAACAGGUAAGUGCCACAACCCUUUUGUCAAGGUGAGUGUCAAUGCUGAUCUGACUUUGGAGACUAGAGACAUAUGUGACUCUUUUUCAGUUAUGAAGCUGUAGUUCAGCUUCAUAAGAUAAUUGUCUGACUGAGAAAGCCACACUGUAUGUAACUUUAUAUACAAAAUUUUUCCAGGAAAUGGAGACAGAAUAUACAAGAAGUGUCAAGCAAAGUAUUCUGGACUAUGUGCUUUUGGAUUUAAAAGAACAAAGAAGACUAGGACUUCAUAUGCCACAACCAGUAAGACAAAUCUUACAUGAUGUUGUUAUAACCUUUUUCAGUCAUAUAUGAAAAAACAGUAAAGAGUUUAUGUCCACAGGCAUAAAUAUGUUUUGGGCCCAACUAAGAAUUGUUUUAAGAUGACUCUGAGAAGGGCUCCAAACAUACUUAUGCCCAAGAACAUUAAUUAUUAAUAUUACUAUCAUUAUCGCUUUAGAGGUAAUUGAAAAAUAAGAAAUGAAAAAAAACAACAACAACAACAACAAAACAGUCUGAAAAAUUAUGCAAGCAUGCAAGUGGGCUCAAAUGCAAAAAAAAAAAAAAAAAACAACAACAACAACAACAACUCCAAAAAAAAAAGAGCAAAACAAAAAUGCAUCACAGUUCCUGGCAAAGUUAUAAUGAUGUGCCUUUUAUAAUGUAGUUCUUUGUAAACUUUUUCUUGUGUCUAUCUUUUAGGUCAUAUAUCCAGCUGGAAGAGAGACUUUUCCUUGGCAUGUUUCAGUUAUCACCUCACGGGAAUACCUUGAGAAUAAUCUAUUUGUAACCCAUGUUGUUCAGAGAGAAUUGUUGUACCUUUGGGAAUCAAAGUAAGUUGAACCCUUUUAAGUUGGGCAUGAAGAGGAUACGUCACAGUACUUUUACUUUCAUGAAACAACUCUGCUUAUUUAGUUUAUGGUAAAAUAUUUUCAUCAAAGAAAUACCUACCAAGUUAAUUUUUGAGAUAUUCUUGUGAAUCAAAAGGUAUCAUAAUAAUGGUGCUUUUCAGCAAAAUUUCUCCAUUUCUGUUUGAAGAGAUUUGUGCCAAUUAAGUGUUUGAAGUAUUUGUGGUUAUUGUUACUACCAGAGAGCUGUUUGGAAAUUAAGUUCAGUGAGGUAUAAUAUACCUGCCCACUGUCUUGCUUUGCUCUUGAUUCCUAUACCUGCAAAUCAGACACAUGUUAUUCAAAUUAAAAAAAAACGGUCCUGGAAAACAAAAGCUUUUUUGAAUGAUCUUGAUAUUCCUGAAACCUCUGAUUUGAGAAAGAAAGGAUAUUGAGGAGGAGGUUGUGUUAGAACUCUGAGUCAUUUUGGAAAAUUUCAGAAUGGGUCCUCUACCAAAAAUGUCAAAUCUUUGACUUGGAAAAAGUUGGCAAGUAUAUGCUGUGUUAUGCUAUCAGUUUUUUGGGCUGUCAUCAAGUGUAGGUCAAGUAGUGAUACUUUUAGCUGGGUAUCAUUGUUGUAACCCACAGUGAUAUGCAACCACAAAUAUACAGCUUACACAGGAGAUUACCAGCUUCAUUGCAUAGCUUAGAAAAGCAGUUAGCAGUAGGAGCAGUAAACAUUUAUCUGGUAACUUUUUUAUUGAUUGAUUGCAGUUAUUCAGACUUAAGGCUAAUUGACAUUCAGAGUUUAAAGGAAUCUCUCCCCCUGACAAUAACUGAGCUCAGGAAAAACACUCACAAAGCAACUCAAAAAGGAAUAAAGAGACUUUUGGAUGGAUGGAUACCAUCUUGUGUUAAGAUCAUCAGCGACAGAAGAGAUGACAUUGAAGAAUGGAUGCCAGAGGAUGAGGUGAAAAUUGACUCCAUGUCAUCAAGUACUAUUUGUAGUGAAUUGUUGUAUAGAGCGCUUUUCAACUGAGUUUCAUAAAACGGAAACCACAAUUAUCACACGACCAAAGCGCGGGAAAACGCGGGUGACAAAGUCGUGAUUUUUUCUAGUUUUGUAUCUUAUUGGCUGAAAGACUGGCGUAAGUUUUCAGGACCAAUCAUAGAGCGAAAUGAAGCGAAAACUAAGCAAUCAGAGGAUUACUUUCAACAAAUUGUAAAUAGCUCAAUGUAUCACAACAAUGACAGAUCAAUUCACUUGCAAGCUUGAUUGACCUGAUGAAGAGGCAUGACAUGCCCGUUCAAAAAAUUGUCAAAUCAGUUUACUGACGUGCAAGAUGGCGGGCAAGUACCUGAACAUUGAGUCUUGAGUCUCGUUAUUGUUCUUGUUUACUUGUUCAGUAAAUGUAUCAAAUUACAUAUACGAACAGGCCAUCUUUGUACACGUCUUAACGUUCUGUUGCUAAGUUCCUUCACCAGUCUGUGGUGUAGUUCGGUGUUUCUGUUCCCUUGCAAAGCCUUUAGGUCUAGUGACAAUGAUAAGUAAGUUCAUAAUUGGAGAACAGUCAAGGUCUGCCCUUGCAAAUUUCAUAUCAAUCCACACAUUAAUAAUUUGAAAAGCCAUUUUAUUAGCUAUCAAAAGAACCGAGAGAAAAGUUUGCUUUCAAUUAAUCAUAUUAUCUUUUAAUAAAAUUUUAGAUUUCCAGAGUGGAGAAGAUGGAUCAUUUCUUCUCAUCAGUGGCAUCCCUUAUGUCACACAAUCUUCGCAGUGCUGUGUAUUCUUCUAUUGACGACGUGGUGCAGUUCAUAGAGAUGUACAAAUUUGGAAAUGAUUUCACGGAACCAUUUGAAAGAAGUCUUCCCAUACUACCACAACCAAUCAUUCUUACAGUGGUAAGACGUCUGUAUUUUCUCUGUUAACGUAAUAGUACUUCUGUUAGUAGUAUUUGUUAGGCAGUAUUUUUGUAGCAAUCUUUUCGGAAACAUUUGUGGGCGUAUUCAUAACUAAACUUUACUUGCAUGUGCACAUUAUGUUGGAAUCCUCUUUCAUAUAUCUUGUUGUGCCACAAUAUAGAGUCACCUUUGCUUAGAAGGCGGAACGGAUAUGGGAAGAUAGGGGCAAAAAGGGGGGGGGGGUUUGAGGGGUGUUUGGGGGGUGGGAGAUCUUCAGCCUCUCCUUUACGGAAAUUUGGGAGUGGGUAUCCACCGGUUUUGAUGCAGAAAAUAACUUAAACACAAGAUUCAAUUGGAUUGAAAAGAUAUUUAGUUGAUGUGGUCUUUUGACUUAUUAUUUCAUCAAAAUGGCGCCCGGCGAAGUGUUUAUUUGUAGCGUAUGUCGUUUUUUCAAACAACUACUCACAAAUGCAUAGUGUCAAAUAGAUUACGGGCACAUUGGGCACGGUUGCGAUUGCAAGGAGAUCAGCGUGUCUUAACGAACUACAGACAACAGAAAUGUUGGAAAUAUUAGUAGUGUCAUGCAGUUUUCUGAGUGAACGAUGAGCCCUAGGAUCAUUGUCAGUCUUGGAGCAACUGCGUACCUACCCCUCCCUUAACCCAACAUUAACUUAACUUGCUGGGUGCGCAGUUUCUCAGACACUAAAAUUAAUCCAAAUCCUUCAUGUUUCAACUCGCUCUGCCGCUUCUGUUUAAUUGUAGAUCUCGACGAUUCCAUUGUUGCAUGUCGCAUAUAUGUUGCAUGUUGCAUGCAUGUUGCAUGUUGUUGCAUGUUGCAUAUAUUGCAUGUCUUCAUGGGGUGAUGAGGUCAAAUAAAGCGUCGCUUUACUUAGCACAUUGGACACCUCGUUUCCGGCGCGCUGUCAUUUUAGAUGUAUUUCAAAUCCUAUUAUUGUUUAUCUUAUUUGGAGCGAUUUCAGAUUGAGUAUUGUUAAAGCAAAAACAAGGAAUUCAGUACGGCCUGUCAGAAGGAAGGAGAAUACCCUGAAGAGCCAAUGAGAACUCAGAAUUAAAACAAGCCAACUGCCCAAAGCGCAAGAAAACUCGAGUGACCAAUUCGGAAUGGGGUUUAGUUUUGCAUCUGAUUACUUGAGAGAGUCAAGCAAUCAGAUGCUGAUGUACCAACCAUAGAGUAAGAAAGCAAGACUUAUACAAUCCAGUGGAGUUCCUGAUUACCUUCCAUACUUAAUUGAAAACUGCUCUAUUGGAAACAAUGUGAGCAGUAAAAACAUUUUUAUGAACCCAUUCGUUUUUUGAUAUUCCUAUUUCAUAAUUGAAGGUUCCUGAUGUAGAGGAGGUGACGGUUGCUUAUGAGCCAAGUUUCUCAGAUGUGACCGAAAUCUUACACGAAGUCAUCGAGCACAUGGUGAAAAGUGUCCAAACCCUCGAGCGUGUUGAGCACCAGCUUUUCUACGAAGAUGAAGGGCUAAAAAAGCGUUAUAUCAGCAGUGUAGAGCUCGAUGAAGAAAGAGUUCUGGUGGCCAAGGCAAAAGUGGCUGAUGUAGUGGAGAAAAACAGCGCUGGGCCUCUCAAGUAAGUCAUGGCUUUGGAACUUUGUGUAAUAAUCAUUGGGAAGACAUUUUUACCUCUCAGUGCCUUUUUCACUCAUCUUAUGAAGUGACAGAGUCUAUUUUACGGUUUGUGCUUCUUAAAAAACGUUCCAUUGCAACCCGAAAUUAAUCUUGUCCAUUUUUGACCAUCCUUGUUCCUUCUUGGGGUUUUGAAGGUCGUCCUUUGCAAUUCGCCCGAAUCUCCUCUAUCCUUGACUAAAGUGGUAUUUUUAGUUUAUUAACUUUUCACGUCGAAGAAAACUUUUUAAAAUUUACGACACAGAGUCCUUCAACUGAAAUAAUUCCUCGCAGAUGAUUCAUUAGUCUGCUGAACAGGGCUUACUUCUUUUGCUUCCUUCAGGCGAGCUAAGGCAAGCGUAAGGCGAACUUGAAGGCGAAGCGUGCUCGUAUUUUUUUUUCUCAGCUCUUCGUCUCGAGCUCUCCACCGCUUUUGCACAGUUGCCAGUUCGCUCUGACGAAGGGCUAACGCUCAAAACGUCAGCUUUGGAACUCUUUACGUUAUCAUUUGAUACUAUCACUUGAUAAUACUGAAUCUCCUUAAUACUGCCUGUUCUACGAGCUUUAAUUUUGUUGCAAUUUUGCUCCCCACAUGACGAAAAUGAUAAACUACGACCAAUUCCUAGUCGAGAACGCUGACCGAGUCGAAGUAGUACUACACAGACUGUCUACAAACUUGGCUUUUUUUUUAAAGAGGAGGGUUUAGAGCCAGUGAUACGACAAAUGUACUGGAAUGUAAAUGUUGUGGCCUUUUUCUCCUUUUUAAGAUUCCGAUCAGUUUAUGAACCUCUACAUUACUUACUAACAAGAGAGUCUGACGUGAAAACGAUGAGAUUCAUAUCCACUGAUCGUCAUCUGCUGGAGUAUGGCAGAGAGUUACAAAAGGUUUACGACCUUACAAAUAUGGCCGCCUCUAUGGACCUUUUUAUUCCCAUGGAAUUAUUUGUGCUUGACUGUGCCAAGAUCAAAGAGGUAAGACAUGUAAAAUUUGGCUGCAGUCACCAAAGGCAAUGGGCAGGUGUUUAUGCCCCCCCCCCUCCUGAAAGCGAAGCCCCUUUUUUCUAAUCUGUUUGUAAUUGUUUCUCUGAAAUGUUAGAUGUUGCUUAAUAAAUUAGAUUGUUAUACUUUAGACUUACUAUGAAAAAAAUAAUUGGUCGGGAGCAUUCAAUCAAAAUACAACAGCGUGUAACGUUGACGUGAUAAUGCAAUAUCUGCAGCGGAUAUUGCAUUUAAUGUGCCUAGUUACCGAGCCCCUUUGUCGGUGUAGUGUUCUCAAACUUUAAUGAAAAAAAAUAAUUGAUUCGGUUUUCACAUGUAUCAUGAAUUAUCGAACUUCGUGUCUGUGUUAACUCAGACCUCGGUUUUGAUAAAUCAAUACAUUAUGCUCAACCUCAUACAAUGAUUAGUUACUAGUGUCCGAUAAGGUGGUUAAGUUAGUAAAAAAGUCUGCUGAAACAAAACAAAUUAUUUUCGAGUAACAGCUGUCAUCCAUUAUUUUGAUUAGAGAUUUUAGGGGUUUGGGGAUAAGCUUCAGAGGUUAUCAUGUUUAGUUGUAGUCUAAUUACAGCCGGCUGUAGCUCUUGUUUUUUUUUUGUUUGUCAAUGAACCAUCCGCGACGUUUGGAGCUGUACCCAACAAUAUUUAACUGUUAUACACUCUUUGCAACUCAAUUUAGCUUUCUUUUUACUGUUAUUGAUAGUUCCUUGUGUUACGUGCCAAUGAUCUGGUGGGCUUAAUGACGUCGAAGUUGGUCAGGAAGAGUUUUGAUUUCAAUCGGUCCAUUUGUCAUCAGUAUGAUUAUAUCGUUAAUCGUAUAACGUCAUCCUCAAAGACCACUGAUGAGCUUGUGGAUUUGGAGAAGUACAUUGACAACCUGAGGAGUGGACCUUUAGUUCAUUUGAAGGUAGGAUUGGUGAAUUUGCACCACUGUGUUACACCUGCCAACUUUUCAUCACUCAAAUGGGUUUGAUUUUCGUCUUCACAUCCUCUGAAUCUCCCAACAAAUCCGAGGACUUCCGAACAUUACCAAAUAUGUUUCCGAUUAAUCUCGAGCGCUCUGAAUGUGGCGGUGUAAAGCGCAAAAUCUUUGAUCCAAAGGUUUGUGAUACAAUGAAAGACACCUUCUAUGACUGUAUCAAAGGAAGACGGACUUCGCUCACGAUUUCCAUCGGCUACAAGAUUUUCCUGGUUCGGAGUGAGAAAUUGCCUCUUGGGUCGGCUGCGGUUUUCUGGUUUCUGAUAGUCCCCCAACCUCCCUCCCCCCCCUACACUCCACAACGAUCAAGCUUGUUGCUGCCUUAGUUGAGGGGGAGGGGGGUAUUACUGAAUGUAGAGAUGAGUUUAAGUUUAGUAUUGUAAGCUGAGUGUAUGGCACUGCUGUUAUUUUUCCAAAUCAGGUGGAACUUGAGGAAGCAGCAGAUCUUGUUCUGUUUUUGAUGGAUCACACGUUCCUUGCUGAUGAUCAUUUGGCUCUCAAUGAAACCACAUUUACGUGGCCUGACCGGAUUUUUCCUAUUAUAAAGAUGAGGUAAGUGUGAAACUUAAAUUUUACCAUAGCUGUUCGGCGCAAACCAGUGAAUUUGAAUUCCAGAUUUUUGGUAUAUUUCGCAAUGGAAAUUGACUUGAGCGCGACUUUCAAUUAUCUAUAAUUUAUUUACUUGCAUUCUUAGCCUAACCCCUCGAACUCGCCUGAUCUUAUUGUCAUUUCUCCCUUCUAUUGUAAAUUAGUCACAAGAACUUGAUGUUUUAUCAAGUUAAAAACUUUUACCUGAUACGUUUGAAUAUUUUCUCUACCUUUUUGUUGGAUAAUGUAUGGAUAUUUCAGGGAGAAGUUACAUGUCAGUCACUUUUGGGGGUUAAAUGUUGAAUUGAUGAAAGGUUGCUCUUUGGAGACACCUUGUAUUAUUUUGUCUUUGUGUCUGAUUUUUUUUUUUUUUACGUACUCCUCAGUGAAAACCGUGUUACAAAAGAACACGACACGGCCAUGAACAAACUGUUUGAUUGGCUGGCGAGAUUUGAGCUGCAGUUGAACGAGACUCUUCAAAGUGUCAAAGAAUUCCACUCUAAAGACAGGAUAUCUGAAGCAAAGACAUACGUGGUUCAGUUGGACGAACUUAAAGAUAAAGUACAAGAGUUUCUUGACGAGGUAUGGUAGCUUCAAACAAUCUAAAAAGUCAACCCAUUAUUGCAAGGGUGCGUUCAGUGCGCUCUUGGUAACUGCGUACACCAGUUAUCGUGUCACGGUGGUUCAACAGUCUUUUUGAGAGCUAAAACUACCAUAAUCAAGUAAUCUUUUACAACGUCAUCUUUGACUGAUGGUAUUUUAUAUCUUAAUGUAUACUGAGUUUACCUGAGUUUCUUACAGUGGCUAUUUUGGAAAAGUCGUUAGUGCCGUGACGAAAGUAAAAAACAAAUUUUAAAGGCAUAAACAGCGCCAGUUUUUUGCGAAACGACCAUCGCCUAGUACAAGAAUUUUCUUUCAAACUUGGCAUGGUUUACUGUAGGAGAAUUAAAAAAAACCUAUUUUUCUCGUUAACUGUAUCUCAAAAACUUACAAUUUGGUAAUACUUGGCUGUAAUUAACCCAACUUGUUAUCAUUUGACUGAAAAAUCAUCAAAACGGCUGACCAAGACCAAGGAGGAUCUGUCGAGGAGCUGAUGACCUCGUGAAACGACGGAAAGCGCGAGUAACCGAUUUGCCUUUAGAUCUUAGUUUGCGUGUGAUUGGUUGACAAAUCACGGAGCGAAGUAAAGCAAAUCCAAUGCAAUCCUCGAUUAUAACGGGAUACGAAGGAGACUCAAAGGAAAAUUAUUUUAUAUUGAGCGAUUUUUAUGUAAGAUAACAGUAAAGAGAUGAGUGAUUUAACUGUUGGUUUAAAGUCGGAGUCUCCCAUUUAUUAUACAUGGCCUCUUUUAUCUUUAUUUGAAAAGUUUAGGUGGCAGAAUCUUAAAUUAUGAAAGGUUUUGCAGAGCAUCAGUAACUUUAGCUGCGCUGGCCAACAAAACGAAGCUUAUAAAAAUGUGUACGUAUUUUGUCAUAGUUGAGAGAAUCAGUCUAUUUAUCUGCAAGAUUCAUUCUCGUAGAAAUAUAUCUAUGAAUAAUCUCAUUAAUAACCUAAAUGGGAAAUCAAUGUUUGCAUUUUUUAAUGAUAACGGAGCCGGGGGGGAGGAGGGGGUUAGUCACCGCCUAAGUAUGAACUAACAGUCAGCUAAAGGCUUGAAUGUGUAUUUGUAUUUGUUAAUGUUUCAGAGAAAGAAAAUCAACAAGGAGGAGGAUUUACUCGGUUGUGAGGUGUACAGUGGAUUUCCUCAGAUCCAAGAGAUAAUUGACGCUAAGGAGCCAUUUGACAAGUUAUGGCGCGCACUGGUGACAUUCCAGGACAAGCAAGAAAUGUGGCUGGCUGGGCCUAUUUUGACACUGAAUGCAGAGGAAAUUGAAGAACAGGUGUUGCAUUUUACAGUUGAUUGUUUAAAAAGUUGGAAAUUGAUUUUUUAUCUUCUGAUUUUGUAGAUUUUCCAAGUUUUGCAAACUUGUCAUCUCUACCGCCAAUAGUCGAGCAAAUGUAUCACAUUUGAUAAGCGGAUGUCAGUUGAAUCACGCAAUAUUCGGAACAUUUUUAAUCACUUGACAUCACUGUCAUUGCUAGAUUUGGAACAUGCACUCUACUAAAUCCAACGUUAUAUUGUAUAAUUUUUCUCAGGUCUCUGAGCUUUGGAGAACAAGUUACAAGCUGACGAAAGAGUUCGCGCACCCAGAGUUUCGUGGUCCACUCAGAGUGGCUUCUACAGUAAAAGCGCGACUAGAGAACUUUAAAGUUAACAUGCCUUUGAUCAACGCUUUGUGUACUCCUGGCAUUAAGGAUAGACACUGGGAAGCCAUGAGUGUUAAGGUACGUUGGAUAAAAAAGUCUCAAUUGUACACCUCAGGUGCGCAAAUAUUAGUCUGCCCACAUUAUCUAUUCAAAGCAACGAAAUGCUUUGCAAGAGUGAAGCUUGACGAAAAUAAAAGGUAAACUUUAUGCAACAUCCUUCAAAGAAUUUUUUCGUACGUGUGACGAAAUGUUUGAUAGUAUUGCUACUUAUUUUGGAAACAUUUUUACUGCGUUGGUUUUAAUUUUUACUGAUUCUUGUACGGCUUCACCGACAAUCAAGGUUAACUCACCUCUGCGGAGACAACGCAAAACGCUCCUCUUAUUUUAACGAAUUUUGUAUCACAUGGUAAUAUUAUCCCGCGGAUUCCGUAUACCUUCUGUUUGUGCUUUAUAACCGUGAGAGUAACUUUUAUUUACAUUUAUGCUUUUCAAAAUAGAUUGGCUUUAAUAUUUCUCCGAAAGAAGACACUACUCUGAACGAGAUGUUAGUGCUCGGUCUGGAUAAGUUUGUUGAAGAACUUACUGAGAUCAGUGGAAAAGCAGCCAAAGAAUUCUCUUUGGAGAAGGUAUGUACACUCCACAUGUAGGAUCAAUUAGUGCAGUCUAGCUACGUUUAAUCGUCUAGUCAUUCAUGUAACAUCAAGUGUUGGGUACUGACAGGGAGUUCGGUACAACUUUUGAUAAAUCUUGAUGCAGUCUUUAUGCCUCAAUGUAACGUUGAGUAUUAUUUACUCACAAUGGGUAUUUCUACUCUUGCGUUAUAAUGUUAAUCUAUUUUUCUGUUAUUCGGUUGCUUUGCAUACUUCUGAAACACUGCCCCUAAACUUCAACAUACACAAAAAUAAAAAUUAACUUGCAUCGUAAUCUUAAUAGUUUAGGAGAGGUACACAUCAACGCCACUGUCCUUGUUUCAUACAAUUCAGCCUUAAAAGUUGGGUCUUGAGAUGAAAGUAACAAAACACCUGAAAUCCUCAGAUAUAUUCCCAUCUUGAUUAUAAACUGCUUCCUCCCAUCUGGCAUAUUAGCCAGACUGAAAGAAAACCAAAAAAUGUUUCAGUUUUUAGGUUCCAUAGAUAUACGUUUUCCAUCAUCCCCAACGUUUAUGAAUUUACACGAAACACCUUUCGAACUCGAAAAUCAUGCAGUUAAUUUUAUUGUAACUGUCUCUUUUCCCUAUCAGGCACUGAGCAGAAUGAAAGAAGAUUGGAAGGACAUCGAGUUUGUGUUUGUUCAAUACAAAGACACAGGAAUUAGUAUUUUGUCAGCUGUGGAUGAUCUGCAGGUCAGUGAUUAGAGUUUGUGGUCAAUUGUUGUGUAAGCAUUGAAGGGGCUUGUCAACAAAGAUGAUAAGUGACUGAAUUUUAAAAGUACUGUACGGUUAAAACCUUUAUUUCAGCUUCACAAACACACAGGACGGAUUGGUCAUUUUACAUGAGAUCUGGACGUUAUAUCGAAACGAGAUGAGAGAUAUCGUUCUAAUAGAUAGCAACAUUACUGAGACGACGUGUCUGGUAAAAACGGAAUUUUGCUGGUUUUUGUUUUCAGGUUUUACUUGAUGAUCACAUUGUGAAAACAUUGACAAUGAAGGGAUCUCCUUUCGUUGUUCCUUUUGAAGCAGAAUUAAGAGAAUGGGAAACCAAACUGGUAAGUUCCCUAUUUUGAUUUUCAUUAUUUCCUAUAACUUUUUAGGUCACACUUUUUUGUGGUGAGUGUGUGAUAUCUAUUAUCAAAGACAUAGGGUUGGUAUCUAAAUGAAUUCUAACUUGGGAGGGGGGGUGUGUUUAGACAAACAGACUUGUAUUGUCAAGAACCUUUUCUCAAUUAGAUGCUUUCUCAGAUACCUCAGUGCUUUAUGUAGUCGUGUUUGUUGUCAACCAUGCUUGAGAAGCCUUUUUGUGUUAUAGAAUCUAAUGCAAGAUAUUGUGGAGUCGUGGCUGAAGGUUUGUUUUGUAUUUUCUAUCUUUUUGGCAGUGGUGUAGGUAAUGUUUAAUUGAAAUAGGUUCCUCAGGGGAACAUGUGUCCUCUUGUGAAUACGUGGCGUACACGACUGGUCUAUGACAUGGUCUUGUAAAUUUAAAUAUUGUGAUACAAGGCAGCGAGUAUGAAAUACACAUUCGAAGUAGGUCAACAUUGGAUGUAUAUGACUUAUCUUUACUCUAGUUGUCACUUGUAUCGCAGGUGCAAGCUUCAUGGCUGUAUUUAGAGCCCAUAUUUUGUUCUGAGGACAUUCAAGCUCAGAUGCCAGAGGAAGGAGAAAAAUUCCGCACUGUUGAUAAGUACUGGUAGGUUUCAGCUUUAUAUUGUUACUUAAGAAUUAAAACGAAAUUUCACUAUUUCUGGGAAUAUUGAUCCAUGCUGCACAGAGUGCUGUAUUUCUCAGACAUCUUUUUUGCUUCCAUCCACCCUUUCAGAGGAUAAUUGCAUUAACCCUUUAUACUCCAACAUUCAGUAUGCAUUUUCUCCUUAUACUAUAUUUUAUGCGUUUUCUAAGGUAGCAACAAGAAAAAAAAAACCAAGAGCAUUUCCUUUAUUCCCGUGACCUUAAUGUUUGAUUCAGGGGUGAUAUUGUAAGGAGAAAUUAGAUGCUAGUCACUCCUGGAGGUUAAAGGGGUUGAUUUCGAGGCUUCACGCCAUGUAGUAAAUUUUUUCAUUUAUAAACUAAUCUCAGUGGUUGCUCCUGAAAUGCUCUGAAAACCAAGAGAAAUAUACGAAAACUCUCUGUCCAAGAUUUCUCCAUCGUUCCCUCUUUAAACAUACACAUGUUGCUAUUAUGAAAGGUACCAGACAGCCAUGCUUUCACUAACGCUCUUACAUAAUAAAUUUAGUUUUCAUCCGGCUCCACUGUCUUCCUUCCCCCACACGUUUUCGAGUUUGUACAACAAGUAUAUUCUUCACUAAUUUGAUGAGCCUCACUGACGUUUUGAAUCACACAGGAGGAAGAUAAUGACUGAAUCAGUCAAAGAUCCUCGUGCCUUAGUAGUAACGCGACAGCCCCAAAUGUUGGACAAACUUCAGCUCUCGGAGGUAACAACGGCGUCCUUCCGUUCCUAUUCCUUAUAGUAAUUUAGGUGCUGGUGGCUAGGAGAUGUAGAAAUGGGUGUGAUGUGAUUUUGGUCUUUGUUUUUCUCACUUGUUUUUGUAGAGCCUUCUUGAAGACAUACAAAAAGGACUGAACGAGUAUUUGGAAAAGAAACGCUUGUUUUUUCCAAGGUAUGAUUUACUACAUAAAUCAGUUUUUUUUACUAUUGUGUACUUUUACGCCUUUUGUUUUCUCGUUUUUAGUUUCGCGAACAGAUCUCCGAAUGCUCCAAAUUAAGUUUUUCCCGCAAUUAACGCUGAUAUGAGGUGUUUGAUGGGUGUGUCUUUUCUACUGAAACGAAUGACUAAAUUUGAACCACUGACAAUGGAUGUAUAUGCAGUAAACAUAAACACAAUUAAGUUUAAGUCUUGCAUUCUGAGAGGCCUAUUUCUUUACAGCAAUACCUCAAUCUUUGAAAGCAAGCCUCAGUUAGGGUUAUAAGUGAUCCUUGAGCAGAUUCGUAGUGAUCUUAGAUCGGUUCUCCGGUACCCACUUGUAUUCCUGCGGGGAGAGAAACUCUGUGACAGUGAAGUGUCCUGAAAAAAUAUAACAGAGUUAUUCAGAGUUCAGCGCGCUUAACACCAGGCGACCGCGCUCGCCUGGAGUCUUAGUGAGGCUAAUUGAAGCUAUGCUAUUUAUGUUACAGAUUUUUCUUCCUUUCAAAUGACGAGCUACUAGAAAUUUUAUCCGAAACGAAAGAUCCUCUGCGUGUUCAGCCACAUUUAAAGAAGUGUUUUGAAGGUAUUGCAAAGUUGGAAUUUAACGAGAGGAAAGAGAUUAAUGCUAUGAUAUCAGCCGAAGGAGAGACUGUGAGGUUCUCUAAGAAGGUGGUGCCUGCGCAUGCCCGUGGUCUGGUCGAAAAAUGGUUGUUACAGGUAUGGAAGCUUCUGUCAACCUAAGACUGCGUACAUAUUUUGAGUUCCAAUGUAACUUAUCCUUGAAAAGCUAAAUAAAGAAACCAAUCUAAGGAUGCUUGGAUGGUAGUGUUGAACUAAAAUCAUUCACUGAUGUUGUGUCUGCAUAGAUCGAACAAACGAUGAAACUGAGCCUGCAAGAGGUGAUGUCCGAAGCGGUUACCGCCUAUCCACAAAACCCUAGGACAGAGUGGGUUUUAUCUUGGCCAGGACAAGUGGUGCUGGCCUCCAGCAUCAUAUACUGGACCAAGGAAGUCACUCAGGUAAAAUAUCAAAGGCGGAUGUAUCGUUAACCAAUAAGGAACCCUUUUGUGUGACUAAACAAGAAGAAGAAAGAGGGAAAUAAGAAAAAGAAGAAGAUAAAUGAAAAAAGCAGCCUUUAGCGUUUAUUUGGCGUCCUCCUGUUUUACUGACUCCCUAAACUUCCUAAUUUACCGAAGUGACUUACAAGUUACAAUUUCAGUUUGCCAUUCAGCAAACAGGUAAUGAAAAUCGACAAAUAUAAGGGUAGACGGAGUUAGCUAGAUGGAACAGAUAAUUCUCGUAAUUGAUGCACAAGGAAACAUAUACUAGCUAGAAGGGAGAAACUUUCCAAUCAUAAAGAAUGCUUUUAAACUUAAAGUAUAAUUUAUUGCUGAAUGAUUUGUCAAUGCAGUGAGAAUCACAAGUGCACCAACGGAACCGUGUUUCCUGCCUCAGAAUUUUAUCAAAAUCGACAGAUAAUAAGUGGCCCCUCAUGAGUGGUCCCAAACCUUCUCUGACGAGAAGGGAAAAUACUUGUAGGUAAUGCUUUAGCUGUGUUGUUUUGAUUUUACAGGCGAUGAUACAGAAAGAUGGCCUAGAAGAUUAUUAUAAACAAAGCACUCAACAGAUUGAAGACAUCGUCGGACUUGUUCGAGGAAAGUUGUCCACCAUGUCCCGGAUCACUUUAGGGGCUCUCAUUGUGAUUGACGUGCAUGGUUAGUUAUAUUUUUGAACAUGGACUGUAAAUUGUAUCCAAACGUUCCAAAUCCUGGAAGUGAAAAGUGAAAGAUGCAGAUGUGUAGGUUGAUUGGCUGUUUCACCAAUUUCUUUUUCAUGUGGUAUGAUCAAUUGAAAGUGUUGAUAAAAGAAGAAGAAAAUUAUCUUUGUUGAUUAAAUUUGCUUCACAAUAUUUUGCCCGGUCUAUUUAGCCAAAGAUCAUGAGGUGGUAUCAUGAAUCAAACGUUCAAAGCAAGGUUGGAAAUCUACCAAAGGUUUCGAAUGGUACUUUACAGGAUUUGCUCGAUUGACAACAAGAAAGUGACUAAUAACAGCAAACGUUGGUAACUUCGCCUCCUAAUUUUGCCCAGAAAACUUGCACCACCUUCUUCAUUCAAUCAGAUGAAAAACUAGGGUAACCGUGACAUGGUGUCUUGCCCUUUUUCUACAGUAGUUUGUCGCCGAUUUCAUAUGUUUUCUUUGCCUCUCAUUGUUUCUUGUGAUACCUUCCUUUAGUCCUGAUAAGCCAAUGUGACUGCUGUAGUUUUGGCUUAACGACCCAUCACUACUUUUGUCGAUUAUGUUUUACUUGUCGCUUCUUCUCGUCAGCACGUGACGUGGUAGCUAAGCUAAAGAAGGAAGGCGUGACAAACCCUAACGACUUUCAGUGGAUCAGUCAGUUACGUUACUACUGGGAAACAAAGGCUGUCAUUGUAAGGAUGAUUACCACAGCGGUCAAAUAUGGUUAUGAGUACCUUGGCAACAGCGGAAGACUAGUCAUCACUCCUUUAACAGACAGAUGUUAUAGGUACGUGUAAUUGGGUUUAAAUCGCCUGAGUCUAAGGCGUAGACUAGUCUCACUAGUUUGGAUCAGCUGAUUCCAUUUACAAUAACUGAAUUAAGAUUUUUCCUUCAAAUUCGUAGGACUUUGAUGGGUGCUCUCUUGUUGAACCUAGGAGGGGCCCCUGAGGGACCUGCUGGUACAGGGAAGACAGAGACUUGUAAAGAUUUGGCGAAAGCUGUUGCAAAGCAGGUAUUGAUAAAGUUGCAGAUUUAAAUCUUUCUACGGUUUGUAGAAUUUACUGUUUGGUUACUAUUUUUCUAGGUUUGUAAUUCAACAUUUAUAAAGUUACUCAUUUAUUUUGUUCUUUUGAUUUACUUCUAGUGUGUUGUUUUCAACUGCUCAGAUGGACUGGACUACAAAGCCAUGGGAAAGUUCUUCAAAGGUCUCGCCCAGGCAGGGGCCUGGGCCUGUUUCGACGAAUUUAAUAGGAUUGAACUGGAAGUGAGUCAGUCGUAAAGUUAUGAUUAAAACUGUGUUCGAUAUCUGCAAACCCUUAAAAUAACCUUAUUAAAGCCAGAUAGGUGAUUUGAUCACCUAUAAUUUCCGUCGGUUUUGUUUAGAAUUUAGACAGUUCUACUGGAACUCACGCAAAUGUCAGUACAGUCAAGAAAUGGAUUUAAAAAAUGUGACCUGCUCUUGAUGAUUUUGUGCAGGUAUUGUCUGUUGUAGCGCAACAGAUCUUGACAAUACAAAGGGCCGUUAUGGAACAAGUCGACAAGUUUGUGUUUGAGGGAACAGAAAUUUCUCUGGAUCCGUCAUGUACCAUAUUCAUAACCAUGAAUCCUGGUUACGCUGGCCGUGCAGAGCUCCCUGAUAAUCUGAAGGUAAAUAGGGUGAUGCUUUGAUAAGUUUCAGUGUUAUUAGAAUUAAAGAAAGUUGGAUGCAACCGCUUUGUUGUUUUUGUUUCUAUUCAAACUGUAGGCUUUUGGUAGUUUGCAGUAGUUAAAACGGCGCCUAUUAAUCCUUUUAACUUAACAUCAAUAUUCUCCACUCUUUUAUCUGUACAUUUCCUGAGGUGCUGACAAGGAGAAUUUGUUUAACAAUCAAGAGCUUCUUUUGUCAGUGGUCAUUUCCUUUACUCCUGUGACAUGUGUGAUACAGGGGUGAUAUUGUAAGGAGAAAUCAGAUGCUAGUCACCCGGAGGGGUCAGAGGGUUAACUGUCACUUGAUAUAGGCUGUGACGGGAUUCGAACCCAGGACUCUCAGAUACUGGUUGGACGCCAACCCAAACUGAGCCACGAAGCCCCAUGUUCUGAGUAGGGCACAUUUUAUUUCAUCAAAAAUUAGAAAAUAAUAUCACUGGUGAUUGUUAUUGCAGGUUCUUUUCCGUACAGUCGCCAUGAUGGUUCCUGAUUAUGCCCUAAUCAGUGAGAUCAGUUUAUAUUCUAUGGGUUUUGUUAAUGCGCGGAGUCUGUCGGCAAAGAUUGUGGCUGUGUACAGGCUCUGUUCUGAGCAGGUAACACUAACUCUCAUGAUUAGGCUAUGAUAGUAAGCGCAACAAAUGUUUCUUUGAAGCCAACAUUAACUACUUGUCGCUUGUCUUACUUCGUCUCUGUUUGUCAAUGAAAUGGAAUUACGUGAUAGAGCUGUUUUUUCUCAAGUCUUAAUCAGACAAACAACAUGAUUUUAGAAUAACCAGUGACUUAACUGCUGGAAAAUACCUCCUCAGCAUUUCACGUUUUCAUCGCAGUUGGCCUUAUCCUGGGUGGAGAGAGGUCAUGUGAGCGUUAAAUAUCUUGCCUAAAAACACAACGUAAUGGCCCGGCCAUGACUAGAAAUCGAGGCAAAUUAGAUGCCGGUCACUCUUGAGAUUUGAAGGGUUAGUUGAAGAGAGAAAAGGAUGUCAUAAUUUUUCAGGUUUUCGACUUUUCAUGCAAUUGAAUAUUUUUCUCUGACAGCUCUCGUCCCAGCAUCAUUAUGAUUAUGGUAUGCGGGCGGUCAAGUCGGUUCUCACUGCGGCAGGAAAUUUAAAACUGAAGUAUUCUGAACAAGACGAGGAUAUUUUGUUGUUGAGGUCCAUUAUGGACGUCAACUUGCCAAAGGUUUGUUGAAAUAUGUAAAAGAAAUUUUGAGUAGUUUUGAAAUGAACUGUCGGUGAUUCGAAAGCUUUGAAAUGGAGCUAAAAGUGUCCUUAGGGAACGAAGAACCAAAGUCCUCAAAGAAAAAAUGACGGUAAGAUUUGGCUACUGCCUCACGCCUGUUACUUUAUGUUCGUCCUAACUGAGAAUGGUUAUAGUGAAAAGAUCUCUCUUCUUGUCUUUAAUUGCACGCUUUUUUUUUUGCAGUUUUUAUCGCAAGACUUGCCUUUGUUUGAAGGCAUUGUGUCAGACUUGUUCCCAGGCAUCACUCUGCCAUCUCCUGACCACGGUGUCCUGGAAGAGGCACUCAGACGGAACAGCGUGAAGAUGGGACUGCAGGCGGUACCAUGGUUUGUUGAAAAAGUUGUGCAGGUGUGUUCACAAUUUAAGGGAUAAAAAGGAGAUUUUCUUCGAAGCCCUACCAACGCAUCAACGAAUCCAGAGUUUUCUUUGUUUGCGUUAUGGUUGAAAUUGACCUUGAAAUUAGUGAAUGGUUUUCUGCUUUAAUUUAGGUUUAAGUGUUUGAAGCAGAAAGAGAGAGAGCUCCAAGAUGGUUAAUUCUUGUUAUUCAAAUGUUUCAGCCGUCUUUAAGGGAAUGUUAUUAACAACAACAACAACAACAACAAAAAAUGUUUUACUACUCGCAAAAAUAGGUAUUACAAUAAUAAGAUGACUAGUUAUAAUCUACCGGCAAUUUUUUAGAACAUAGUUUACUGGAGCCCAGAGGCUGAGGAAUCGUAAAAUUUUUAAGUUGGCCCCUUAUCAUUCUUACCUAGAGACUGGCUUGAAAGCCUCUCUUGGGAAUAUUCAUGUUAUUUUGCUCAAUACGAUUAUUGGAGUCCACAUUUCCUUUGAAAGGUGUACGAGAUGAUGUUGGUACGCCACGGCUUUAUGAUCGUGGGCGAUCCCAUUGGUGGAAAGACAUCAGCGUGGAAGGUUCUAUCUGCAGCCCUGACUGAGCUUGGUAAAGAUGAAGACUCGGAUGAAGUUGGGGUAUGUCAGUUCCGUUACCUAUUUUUUUCUCUGCAAGUCUUUGGUUAUCCUUGUAGUAUCGAUUGGUGCGUGUCUUUUUUAGUUACCACGUUUUCCUGACUGCGUUAAGUGGAGGUCUGUUUUAACCCUUUUGCUCCGAAGAUCUCAUUGAUAAUUCUUAUUACUGCCUCCUAAACAGUCCGGAUCAAUAUUAGUAUCUGGGCCAGAUACUGAUAUUGAUCCAACAAUUCUAAUGAUGUUUAUUUGGAUAAUUUGAUAUUGUAUCGACUAAUUAUCCCCUAAUUGGUGUGUUUCUAAAUUCUCGUCAGUUGUCUGCUUGAUAUUGUACUGAUGUUGUAAGGAGAAAUUAUUUCUUUGUCACUCAUGGGAGUUAAAGGGACAAUGUUUUGUCCUCGGCCAAAGUAAUUCACUUUGACAAUGCUUCGCUCUGUCUACGUAGAUAACGGUUUUGACGAUUGGGCGAAUUACAGUUGAUGAUACAAAUGUGAAUCAAGAGAGAUUUAACACUUAAAGACCAAAUAACAGAUACAAGGAGGGAGAAAUGUACUGUGAAAAAUACGAGGUAAUCACGUGAUGUUCCACGUGAUAUUCACGUGAUGACUAUGUCACGUGCCACCUCGUUGUUUCGUUUCCUAGUAUUCCAGUUAACUCAUUACUGACAAACACAGGGUAUUAACAAACUCACUGAAAGUAUUCAAACGUGGACAAUAGAAAACCAUAAUCUCUUGCAGGUUCAGUACACGAUCAUUAACCCCAAGGCUGUCACCAUGGGCCAGUUGUAUGGAAGAUUUGAUCCUGUGUCACACGAGUGGUCAGACGGUAAGUGCUGUAUUUCACGAACAGACCUCAGGAAAGAUUACUUUUGAUUAAUCGAAUACAAUAUUUUCAUUACGACUCCCAUAUAGGGAUCUUCUGGCCCAAUUACAACAAUGAUUAAAAAGAUUAUUGAGUGAAAAAUAAUUGACUCUACAUUAAAUAUGGAAAAACUACCAUAAACAUAAUGUCCACUUCUAUGGAUAACAUUCUAGAUGAUGAUUCCUCAACGUGUGUCAAAAAGUUGCCAAGACUUCGCAUUUCUGGUGGCAAGGAGUUCCACACUAAUGUGCCUCUAUACGAUAAAUAUAUUUUUGCCAAAAUUAUAUUUAUAUAUUUCUAUUUCUAUGGUUUAUAUGCUUUAUUUAUUUUCAGGAGUACUUGCCAAUACGUUCCGUGAGCACGCAAGCUCAGUCAGCGAGGAGCGUAAAUGGAUCAUAUUUGAUGGGCCAGUUGAUGCAGUAUGGAUUGAAAACAUGAAUACGGUGCUUGACGAUAACAAAAAGGUGCAUUUAUAUCGAUAACUUAUUUUUUUUUAAAUUGUUUACAAUUUUUAAAAAAUUAGUGAUCAGCACUCUGCGUUCCGUCUAACUGUCGUAGACUUCUUCAAGGAGUUUUAGCUAAAACCGUGGCCUCCAAAUAUUUUUCUAACCUAGCCUGCAGAAUUUUCAAACAUUUACACAACUUCGCCUGUUCCUGUUUGUAUGUCCUGCCAAGCCUAUGGUCAUUGGCCCCCGUAACUAUGGCAUUUAAAAAUUAAAUUGAUUUUUGUCAUUUUCUUUGCAGUUGUGCUUAAUGAGUGGAGAGAUAAUUCAAAUGAGCUCUCUACAGAACAUGAUAUUUGAACCUCAAGACCUGGAGCAGGCUUCGCCAGCGACGGUAAGCAGGUGAGACACCAUUUUUUUUCACGAGCCACCUCGUGAAAUUUCCAUUGCUAAAUUCCCAAUGUUUUUGUUAUUUUUAUUAUUGUUAUUUUUAUUUACCGCCUAGAGAAUUUUUUACUUGCUUUCAGAUGUGGUAUGAUUUACAUGGAGCCAGGUCAGUUGGGCUGGGAGCCACUUGUCGCUUCGUGGAUGGAGAAAGAUUAUCCUGCAAACCUUAGCUCUGCUAGCAAAAAUUCUGUACAGGUCGGGGUUACCUUUUUGUAAUGAAGCAGCAAAAAUUUGAUUAUCCUCAGUUUUGCUUGAGGGUUUGAAGGAUUUCACAAAGCAUGACGGCAUCUAUAGUCUCUAAUCAUGUCUUGUUUCCCUCUCAGAUGAUGUUUGACUGGUUGAUUGCCCCGUGCGUGGAUUUCGUCAUUAGACAGUGUCGUGAACUGGUGCGCACGUCACCAAUGCGCAUGGUCAAGUCCAUGUUAACCAUGUACUCCAUUCUGUUGGAUGAGCUGAGGUAAAACGGCAAAAUGGCUCUCGACUAAAAUUAAGGGCAAGGCAUUACUGGAACGCUGGCUAUCACUAAGUUAUUGUUAUUUUUUUUAUGAAGAACAUAUCAAGGGAGGUAAACUGCAUCCAAGCAGUUACCGAAAGCUCGUCCCGUGAAAAUAAACUCAGGCUUCGUCGGGGUUUACCCGUUUUAUCUGAGAUGUUGUUGGUUGAUCACAGACUUAUCUAAUGUAUGUUUUUGCAACCAGAGAGCCACCCCAAGAGGAAAAGAAAAAGACCGUUAUGGAUGAAGAGGAGUUUGAGGGAUUCAUGGACGAGAAACCAGCCAAGACCGAGGCGGAAAUUUUGCAAUGGCUCCAGUCUCUCUUUCUGUUCGCUUUAUGUUGGUCAAUUGGCGGAAAUUUAGACACUGACUCCAGGCUGAAGUUCAGUGAUUUCCUGAAAGUCUUGGCAGCUGGAACCAACAAACAACACCAAAGGUUUGAAUUAGUUUUUCUUGUGUUGAGAUAAAUUAUCUUUCAUUGCGGGGAGGAACUGGUCAUGUUCCAAGCAUUUAGCAGCUUACUUCAUGCAAACGCUUGUGUUCUUGAAAAGGACAUAUGCCUAUCUCAGAUUUGACGUCUCCAUUCUGCUAACAUUAAUUGAAAAGCGAUGCGAACGUUUUGGAGAUAAGGAUUGAAAAUGGCUCAAUAGCACUAAGCAACUGUGUGGUUUUCCACUUAGUUACGUAGGCAAAAAACGACAUGGCAACCAAAACAUGACAAGAACUUAGAAUUAAUGUUUUCCAACAAUCUCUGUCGGAUGCUAUCGGAGGCAUUCAUUUAAAACUUUCUUUUAUCUUUUUAGACCCAAAGAUUUAAAGCUUCCCAAGAAUUACCAGUUUCCUGGAAAGGGAGUUAUUUACGACUUCUUUUUCGAUAAGUCGACCUUUGGUACGUGGCAUCCGUGGGAGAAGAAUGUGUUCAUCGAGGAAAUUCCUCCGAACGCUAAGGUGAGUUGAGGGUAGGAUAUGGCUUAAAAUAUGGAUCAUCCCUCAGACAACCUAUACUUCUUUUGAGCUAGUCAAAUAAGAGGUCACUGGUGAAUGUCGAACGUAUGUGAAGACAUGUAACACGAAAGUUGGAGUCGUUCAUUCGCGAGGAACGUAGAGUCUCAAUCACCCAAUCGAAACAAAGCAAAUGUUACAACGAAACAAUGAGGUCGCAAGUGAAAACAUGCAAAUUGCUUGGAGCGCGGGAAAACGCGACUGGCCAAGUUGUGAUUGGUUUGUUUGGUUUUCAAUUUGAUUGUCUGAGAAAGUGGCGCGAGUUUUCUGGAUCAAUUGGACUAAUUGCGCUAUGAAGUAAAGCAAAACCACAGCAAUCACGGAUUAUUUUAGAUUCUCAAAACAAAUUGCUCUAUUCUGAAUUAAACUAAAUUAUCUUGUAUACCCUCAUUAUAUGAAAUUACUGUGAGUGUUUUUCUUACCGAAACUUAUCCAGCUAGGUCAUGUGUAUCAAGUUCUGAAUCAAAGAACGGUGCUUGUGAAGUGUUUUUAUUUUGUACUUGUAGCCGAAUGAGCUGAUCAUACCUACUACAGAGACAGUUCGUCAGCGGUAUUUCCUGGAGUUAUUCCUCGAUCACGAGAAACCUCUGCUAUUGGUUGGCCCGACAGGAACAGGAAAAUCAGCUAUAACAAACAACUACAUUCUGCGCAUGCCCCCUGAAAAGUGAGUAUACUUGGUGUGGUCCUAAUCGUUUAUGAGGAAAGGCGAUGUAAAAAUUCGCGGCGACUAGCGCCCAAAGUUAUCGGUAUCCUUUUGUCUCGGUAUAAGGAAUGGCCACCUUUGGAAACUGAGAUUUGUAAGAUUAGCCCCUCCUAAGAGCUGCCCGUAAGUGGAGGAUUCAGUUUAGAAAUUUCUUUUUCGCAUUUGCAUUUGCACUGCGAAUUCAAAUGCUAUAAGUUUGAGUUUGACUUUUUAUUUUUUCAGGUACAUCGCUAACUUCAUGAACUUUUCCGCCCAAACAACUUCCAACCAAACCCAAGACAUGAUUCUCUCAAAAUUAGAUAGGUAAUAUUUAAUUAAUGAGUAACUUUUGCAUGUUGUCCUUCAUGAGCGUGUUGGAGAAUCAAGCGACAUCAUUGGGUGACUCAACAUCUUCGAUGGCCUUGUAAAUCGGCGAAAGCUUAGAAGAUUUGUACGAAAAAAGAAAAAGGAGCCAAGAGUCUUACUUUAGACAAUACUUUAUCAACUCGAGCAAUCUGCUUAAAGGACAGGGGAUUAGUGGGUCCCGAGUUACUUAAAUAAGUAGCUCCUGGCUUGCUAAGCCCUCUGGCGGAAGGUAGCUCUGCAGUGUAACUUAGCCUCCUAAGCCCUCUGGCGGAAGGUAGCCUCGUAGUAUAGCCUGCGAGUGAGCCGUUAUUUUCAGUGUUUCUGCCUGAGCGUUUCUUUGCCGCAUGAAAGUAUGAGACCCUGAGCAAUGCGAGCCGGUGAUAGGUAUGUAAAUGCUAGACCCCCGUAAACUUCUCCUCGACUCAUCUCAAAUCUUCCCACGAACCGAGAACCGCGCGUUCUGCACCGCUAAUAACGAGGGCAAAAAAAUGAGGAGUUGCUCGCGGGUUUUAUAAUAUGAUGGCGAUCCUCUGUCUCUAGAAAGGUUAAAUAAUCGUUGGCCAAUUCCUUUUUUUAGACGAAAGCGAGGUGUAUAUGGCCCGGCUAUUGGUAAGAAGGUUGUGGUCUUUGUAGAUGAUUUAAAUAUGCCUGCUAAGGAGAAGUAUGGUGCCCAGCCUCCCAUCGAAGUUCUGCGACAGUGGAUUGAUCAUGGAUACUGGUUCGACAGGUAAAUUGUUACGGAUUCCCAGAAGUUGAGACUAAAGAAUUGCAUCACAUACCAAAGAAGUCCCUGAAGUCUCAUCUUUUCAAGUUGUAGCGUUAAGCUACUUAAAAUGAGUAUUCAUGCUUCGCUACUUGAUCCAUUUGAGUGUUCAGGGCCACGAUUCUUUUUCUGCAAAUAUAAGCGGCAGCGGGUUUUUCCGCCGAAACAACAAAAUUUUGCUCUGGGGGGGUUUGCCUAAAGAGGAGACAAUGAUAAGAAGCGCUAAAGUGAUAACAGGUGCUACGAACCUCGUAGCCAUAUUACGGUUGCUCAACUUCAGUCACUAAAUUCACACCUGUUACCACAAUGUUUUUGAAUGAGGUUCGACAGACAUUUUCCUGAAAACGGCAAUCUUAUCUGUUUUGGUUGGGGCUUAUCCCCUCGAAACGAAAACGAGCGGUGGGAAUUUUAAAAAUGCCGCCACUUCGCGUUGAUAGAAUUACAUUGGAAAUAUUGUCGUUCCCAUUCCUUUGCACGCUUAAAUUUUUCGCACUCGUUUUGCCGCUGUGUCGCCAUAGGGGCAAUGAAAUCAUUUUUGAACACGAAAAUAUCAAGGAAAUGCUUGCUGUACAAACUAUCGAACCCCUUAAGAACCUAUCGAACCAUAUUUAGAAAAAUUUUCAUAUCGCAAGUGUGGUCCUUAUUUAUCACCUAAGGGGGGAGGGGGGGUUGAUUGACUUGAUCUUCUCCAUAAGGCUCUGUAACAUUCUUAUGAUCUCCCCGUAUUUGCAAUUGGCAGUCCACUUUAUGCCCCCCUUUAUACUCUGCUUUAUCCUCUGUUGGGGACGAUUGAUUCCCCCUCCGUUCCCUCUGAAAACUAUGUGAUCCCCUCAAAAUCCUCAAACCCUCCCCCCCCCCACACCAACCUUCUGGGCCAUGGAUAAUUACUGGUCCUCAAACAAGGUUGAGUAAUCAGUGUUAAUCAGGACCAUUACAAUUUUCUCGAAUGUGAUUAGUGCAUUUGUUGCUUUAUUUUUCACUAAUCAUUCUUGACAGUUGCGAUUGGAUACCUGUAAUCGGACGGUUGAAGCAGCCAAUCAUAUUUAGUCCUUUCAGUCAAAUCCACCAAUCAGAGAAUUGAUCAAAAUAACCAUAGCAACAACCACUUAUCCUAAGGAAAAACUGUGGAAAAAAAUGUCAGUGAAAACGUAUGUUAAGAGAAGAACAUCAGUCGAUAUUGUUCUGUACUUUCUAUUAUUGACAGGAAGGACACAUCAGUACUAAAGCUUGUUGAUCAGUUGCUAGUGUCUGCUAUGGGUCCCCCGGGUGGGGGAAGGAAUGAAAUUACUCCGCGAUUCCUGAGGCAUUUCAAUAUCAUCUCCAUUGACUCGUUCAGCACAGAAACCAUGAGAAAUAUCUUUUCUGUCAUCAUGGAUUGGCAUUUUAACAACAAUGGCUUUGAAAUGCAGAUAAGAAGGUUCUCCAAGGUACAGUUUAAUUGCGUCGAGGUCAGCUGAUCACUAGCUACCUUAUAAGGCCUUCAUUCGUACUGUCCAUUUCAAUGCUAAGAUCGUCACCGUCCCGCAUUGCAUGAUUGGAUUUGUUCGCUCGUUGUAAGGACAUGUUGUCUGUCUGUCUGUUCUUCUCUUUACCUUUCUGUUGAUUGAUUUUAUUUGAUCUUCAUGUCUAUCUAUUUGUCUGUCUGUCUGUCUGUCUGUUUGUCCUUCCUUCCGUACGUGUAAUCGUUAGGUAGAAACUUGUUCAGUUUAUAUUGCCGUGACCUUUAAUCCAACCAUACUUUUAGCAAUAUCCGUGAGAAACGGGGGAGUCAUGAUGAAUCAGGAGUUUCUGGUUCUAUCAGUGUUAUGCCCGUCUCAGCUUUGGAGUUUAACCCUUCAAACCCUGAGAACGACCAGCAUCUAAUUUCUCCUCGCAAUAAUACUGCUAAGUUCUUGUAAGCAUCACAGAAAUGUAUCACAAGCGUAUGGAGAAUAUAGAUACUGAUGUUAGGGUGUUAAGGGUUAAAUGGAUACCGAGCGACUGUUAGGGAAACUAUGAAAAUACUUGGGGAAUGCCAUUCCAUUUCCUUUGUCGCUUACUUCCUCAGUCUGGAAACCAUGGAUAAGCAUAAACAUUCACGGGUUACUAUCUUUUACUGUUUGUACCUUACGAAAAAACCUUCACUGGUCUCGGACAAAUGUAAGUGGUGAUACAGGGCAAACAAAUCGAAUCAGUGAUGAUGGUGCGUCAGUUGUCGUCAUUUACAGCUAUUUUUAUAAUAUUUGUAUUUUUUUGCUUUAUUAGAUUAUAAUCAGUGCCAUUACCGAGGUGUACACCCAGGCCAUUACCAGCUUCCUUCCUACACCAUCUAAGUCACACUAUGUGUUCAAUCUUAGAGAUUUUGCUAGGGUCGUACAGGUAAAUAAUUUUGGUGGUAAUUUUUCUUCCUUCACCCUCGCCAAUAAACUAAAAGGCCUUUAAAGAAGCGAGUGAUCCGUGUGGGUCAUAAAGAGCAAUUUACAAUGCAGUGUUGAAAGUAACUCGGGAUUACUUUGGUUUCGCUUUACCUCGCUCUGUGAUUGGUUCGGAAAACUCGCGCUACUUUUUCAACCAAUCAGAUGCAAAAAUUAAAACCAAUCGCGACUUGGUCGCCCGCGUUUUCCCGCGCUCUAGGCAGUUUGUUCGUUUUUACCUGAGUUUUCAUUGGCUCCGAAAAGAAUUUUCCUUUCCUCUGAUUGGCCGUUGUGAUUCCUUUGGUUAUGGUUUUUCGACGCUCAACCGAAAAGUGCUCUACUUACAGCUCGUUAGUACCUUGCUGCAUCUUCAAACUAAGGAAUAUUCUCUGAAGGCUUUUUAAAACAACCUCAAUACCCUUUUGAAUCUUCAAAAAGGCAAAUAUUCCGAGGAAGUCUUCCUUAAUAACCAUAUCAAUACUUUGUCGAUUCGCUCUUUGUUUCCCUUUUCCUCCUUUCGUCUCGCUACAGAAAUUUAGGUCCACUAUGGUACACCAGGGCAAAUCAGAAUUUAAUCUUUUGAUUUUCUCUUAUUUGCAAAUGUCUCAUUAAAGGGGAUUCUUCUAUUUCCCGGAGUUUGUGCCACGCACCCUAGCAAGCUGAUCAGAUUGUGGGUUCAUGAGGUCUACCGGGUGUUCUACGAUAGAUUGGUUGACUCUGAGGACCGGCAAUGCUUCUUUGAGAUAGUUAAAGUAUGGUAAAAUUAUAUUACUAAGUCUUGUCUAACAAGUUGGUUAUUGUCGAUUAUUAGCGUUGCACGACGUCGCCGUCCGCGGGAAGAUUUGUGACGAGUCAGCGAGAGGUUUGCAAUUAGUGCCAGACCCCAAGCAAACCUCUCGCCAGCUCGCUUUCCUCAAGGAAUCAGAUUUUCUCGCGGGCUAAGAAACGCUCGUGUCGCAGCGGUGAAAAUGUGAGCCUUCUUGAGGGGUAGCUAUAUUUUACAUCAGAGAGUUAACCAACCUAGGUGACUUAAUCUUAUAUUGCGUCAUGCUGAGAUUUAAUUUGAAGAAUAUGAUAGAAACUCUAAAGGCUUUGAAGUGUUCAAUUAAUUGCAAUAGGUUGAUGCCUGCGACUUUUCAAUCGACUGAAAUAGAAGCUGAUUUACUGAAUGUCGCAAAUCAUAGUAGAAAAUUAAAAGCGGUUUUUAGCGAAAUAAUUUUGCUAUGACUCUGAAUUUAGCUGGACCUUGUAUACUCUGUGAACCGUUUUUUUUAAAGUUCCUUCAGAUAUUGUUGUUGUUGUUUAUGUAGAAUGUAAUGGCUUCAGAGUUUAAGGAGAAGAUGAAUAACGUCUUUGAACAUUUGUCUGGCAGAGGAGGUGUGGUUACUGAUGACAGUCUGAGGAGGUAAGACUUGAUAACUGGUUUUCGUUUAUGGUUAGCACACAUUUCGGUAUAGAACAACACAUUGGUCAAACGUCUGCGCAUGUACGAACCUUCUAAUGAUAAGGUGGCGUGCUUCCAGGCUGUCAGAACCAAUUGUUUCAUACAAGCCAUUAAGUCCUGGAACUCUUUUCGUUCGAAAAGUCUCUAGUUCUCCUAUCCCUACUUUUGUUUCUCUUUACAGAUUUCUUUGAGCGUUUUGAUUUUCUUUCGCUUUUUUCUAAGACAGGGUUUGCUUCUUUAGUUUUCCUUUGAAAUCUUUUGCGGGAAUUGGAUAGAAUUGGUCCCUUUGCGCAUGCGUGACAUUAGAUCGCUGUUGUUGUUGACCUAGAAUUUCACCUUUUUCUCCUUUGGGUGUUGCUUUGUAGACUGCCAUUUUUAAGAACCCUUUUUUUUUUUUGGCAAAACCAACCGAUGCGUGUGCUAUUCGAGACUAUUCCCACCGGAAAGCUGACAAUAUUCCGAAAUUUGAGGCAAUAAGUAAUUUUUAGCCCCGUGUUGAAUCGUUCGUACCAUUAGUUGGAAUCGGCUGGCCACACAGGAGUCCAGUAGAAUAGCCGAUACAACUAUCAACUUGAUUAACUUGAUCAGAAGUCUGUGGCCAAUGAAAUAUUUCACUCUAUUAGCCUUUGGGCAGGCCCUCAUUACCUCGGGACGAGCGUCUCUUAGCCCGCAGAAAAGCAGGAUGCCUCGCGCAACGCGAGCCGGUGAAAGGUCUCUAAGGGCUCCGGCACUGAGUACCAGACCCCCAGUAAACCUCUCCCGGAUCGUUUCAAACCCUCACCGUGGGCGGUGAAACGCGUGUCCUUCAGCCUUAAUAAAGAGGGCCUGAUCCCAGGAUAUCACUCGAUGAAAGGACUUGUCUUACCGGCCAGUUCUGAUUGAUGGUUGGCAUCCCAGGAGACGGAGCAACGGUGGUUUGAGCCGGGCCUAGUCUGGCAGAGGUCUGGCACGGGAUUUCUAGAUAGAGCAAGACACUGAAAUAUUUUUAAAAUAUAAAAUUGAUGGAGACUGAAAGUAAUCUCUGUAAACUUAGUUUUUAUUGUUGAUCCACAGUUUGUUCUUCGGUGAUUAUAUGGACCGCAAAGCGAAUCCCCGUCUAUAUGAUGAAAUACAAGAUACAGAAGGACUUAGUUCGGUAAGAACUUCUGGGAGAUUGGGAAUGUGUAAUAAAUAUGUGGAGAUUAAAGCCAAAUUAGGAAAGAGCAACAAAUUACGCAGUGUUUCCUCAAUCAGUAUAGAAUUAUGGUCUAUGAUGAAAAAUGCAAUAUGAAAUGUUAGUUAGGUCACUGACAUGUUUGUGAAUGCGAAUGGGCGUGAUCAAGAUUUGACCCGCUAAACACAGGACCACAUGAUAGUGGCUUGUGGUGUCUGAUAAAGACUGACCCCACAGUUUUCGACGAACCGUUGCUUAGCAACUUGCUAUAUCUUACUGACAAGAUAACUUUAGAGGUACUCUCUAGAGCUUGAAUGCUUCUUUGACUCCCACUGGAAAAAUACGUUAUGUGCUGCUCAAACGCUUUUUGUGAGGUAAGGUUUCAUCCAAAAAGUUCAGAAAUAAUUGUGCCUUCAUCAUGUUUACUCCAAAGCCGUAAUGUGUUCCAUCAUAGCUAUGCACUCCACGAGUUAGAUUGAAUGUGUCAAACACUGGAACUUCAAAAGGUUCUAGAAACCGCCUCAUUUCUUGGUUGUAUUGAAUGAUUUUAUCAUUACCUUGGGAUACACUAAACGGAAUUGGUUUAAGGGUGCCAUGUGCGUGCGUUGUGAGCCAUAUAAUAAGCGGCCAUUGGCUUGCUGCUUGAUUCUUAAGUUGAAGGAUUGGUUUUAUGUAACCAUUAAACACUUUGUGAGCAUUCAGACCCAUAUGAAGUCCUACUCCAAUAGCGAUGACUGAGUUUGUCGCGUUAAGUUUUCCCCGAACCUUUUGCAGUGCCAACUUGGCAUGUUCGCCACUAACAUGCCGAAUUCGCUGCCUCUGUUAAUUCACAGUAUUAAUUUCUCUUAACCAUAAACCAUAAGCAUUAUCUGUAAUUUAUGCCCCCAACUGCGUGAUUGCAGUUUUUUUUCCUACUUCUUGCGAGGUAGCAUUUUAUAAGUUAACCUGAUUGGAGGGUGGAACGUAAUGGCGAAGUCAACAAAAUUGUAAGUUUUGUUCCACGAGAGCAUUAACACAACUUAUUAUAGAACUCUAAGACAUUUUCAGAUAAUUUGUUGUGUCGUAGAAUGCAGCUUUGCUAAAGUGCCGAAUCCGAACGCUUUUCGGGAUCAAGAAAAACUAAAGUUUACACAAUAAGACUGAUAUUGAUACUUAUCGAUCAGAUAAGUGGCAAAAUGUUUAGCACUUGUAUGCAAGUAAAAAAUGGAUAGUUAUUUAGAUAACAGAAUAUUUAAUAAUCAUCUUCAAAACAUUAAUAAAAACAUAAGUCACCGUGUUUGUAAAAGAGCAAACGACCGUCGCACCUGUUUGCCUUGUCCAUUGGUUAAGUAAAAGACAAAAUACCGUCACGUUAUUGAAAUGCACGAGUGCUUAUUGGAAAGGACUUAAGGGAGACGUCAUGCACAGGACAAGAUAUGCAGCGCACCAGUGACUAAGCAUUUUGAAAGAUGGGAGAGGAUGCCUAAAAUGUUGGCCCAAACACCAACACUUCGUUGAAAACGGAGAGGACAUAUUAAGUGUUAUCUAAAAUGCAACACUGCCUGCGAUCAACUAAGGAAGCUUCAUCCAACAGAUGUUGUUUGUGGGUUAUGGUUAAAAGAGAAACUGAUACUGUGAAUUAACAGAGGCAACGAGUUGGGAAUGUUAGUAACAGCCUCGGGAAGAACGUGAAUAAAAUAUUAAUGUAUGAGCAUUAAUAGUUUUCAUAUCAGUGUGCUUUGUUGAGCAUGAAACAUUUGAAUUUCGGUUCAGCUUUUCGAAAUUUGUAAAGUUGCGUUUUGCGACACCACACUGUAAGUAAAUGAGUAAAAAGUCUCAGAAGAUGAUUAUGAAACAUUCCUUUGUUUAAAUAACUAUCCAUUUUUUACCUGCAUACAAGUGCUACACAUUUUGCCACUUAUCUGAUCGAUAAAUUUCAAUAUCAGUCUUAUUGUGCAAACUUUAGUUUUUCUUGAUCCCGCUAAGCUUUCGGAUUUGGCACUUUAGCAUAGAUGCAUUCCACGACACAACAAAUUAUAGGUAAAUGCCUCAGAGUUCUAUAACAAAGAAGUUGUGUUAAUGCUCUCGUGGAACAAAACUUACAAUUUUGUUGACUUCGCCAUUACGUUCCACCCUCCAAUCAGGUUAACUUAUAAAAUGCUACCUCGCAAGAAGUAGGAAAAAAAACUGCAAUCACGCAGUUGGGGACAUAAAUUACAGAUAAUGCUUGUGGUUUAUGGUUAAGAGAAAUUAAAACUGUGAAUUAACAGAGGCAGCGAAUUCGGCAUGUUAGUGGCGAACAUGUAGCGAACUCCAACGUAGCGAACUCGACGAGGAGCGAAAUGUCCAGGAAUUCUGCGCGAUGUUUCCCGUGAAUACUAUCAAGCGAAUCAACCAGUGGUUAGAGUGGAAAUUAGCACACCAGGCGCACUGAGCACUCGGCGCUCUGUCCUAGUGGUCAAUGAAAGAGCUGUACUAGGUGUCGAUUUUUCUCUUGCCUGUUAACAACAUAAGCGGCUUUCAAUUCUUCAGAACAGUAGACAGGCAAGAGUCCUGUGUACUUUGACAAGCCCUUUGCAGGCAUUUAUUAUCUCGGCGAAUUCCUAAGUAAGAGAUAUGCAGGUAUCUAUCUAGUAAUGCUCGCAUCAAGAGUUGUUAUGCAGACCAUUAGAGUUUACACUUCUUGUGUUUGUUUCCUUUUUCGAAGAUAAUGGAAGGGUUUCUAGAAGAUUACAACAUGUCAAGCAAAGCCCCCAUGGACCUGGUCAUGUUCAGAUUUGCCAUUGAACACGUGUCUAGGAUCUGUCGAGUCCUCCGCCAGCCCAAUGGGCAUGCGCUGUUAGUAGGUAGGCCGGUUUCCAUAUAUUGAAGUUCCUAGGAGUAUUCCAACCCCAACCCUACCCCCACCUCCCGUAUGUUUUUCCGGUCCAUGGCAGAUUGCUUCAAAGUAGUUCGAAAGGUUUUUCUGACAUUCUACCCUCUAUCCGCCAUUAACUCUUUCACUCCCAAGAUCUCAUGAGCGAUUAUCCUUACUGCCUGCCAUUAAAUACUUAUGAUGUCAAUUUGGAGAGUUUGAUAUUGGAUCAACUUGUAGAUCCUUAACUGUAAUUGAAAAUGUAGUUUUCUUCUUUAUUCUCGACAUUUGUAUGCUUGAUACUGUAUUAGUAGUGUAAGGAGAAAUUCUGUCUUGGUCACUUUUGGGAGUUAAACGGUUAAGGUUCUUGAAUAGAGAGAGACUCUAUUAGAGUGAAGAGUUUUUUCCAAGAAUUUUAGACACAAAUCUGUUCAAGAAAUUAUGACCUUUCUUAGUGUGUUGGUUUCUGGCGUGUGCGUGAAAGGUUUUUUCGUAGCUUUCUUCUGACAGAAAAUUGAUGACUGUUUUAUGUUGUCGCAACUAAAUUGUAUGUUUUUGGCUUGAAAGCACUCGUAACGCCAUGGGGCUAAUAGGUUAAAGUUAUUUUCCACUCGUGUAACAAGUCCUUUAUUAUUCAAGGAUGCUCGAGAAUGUACGAAGAGAAUAUCAGCCCUUAGCCCUAAGUCGUGGGUCGCUUACAGUUAAGACACCCCGAUCGAUAUACUCCCAUUACAGUUCUUGUGCUUGGUUAGCAAGAUAUAUUUAAUGACCUUUUACUAGUUUUCAAAGGUCUUUAACCUGUUCUUAGGAUUUAUAACAUUCAUAGAUUUUUUUUUUGAAUAUGUCCAUAGGUAUCGGCGGUUCUGGUCGUGCUAGUGUAACCAAGCUGGCAGCCUUCAUGUCAGAUUAUGAACUCUUCCAAAUCGAAAUCACCAAGACAUACACAUUCACGGACUGGAGAGAAGAUUUAAAAAAGAUGCUGAGAAAGGCAGGCUUCGAUGGAGCUUCUACAGUGUUCCUGUUUGGUGACCACCAACUCAAGGUCAGUUUUCAACUACUGUGACGCUAAAAGUUUUUAAUAAUGGUAAGUCUGUACUCCAACCCAGUGACCCGCGUAGCCGGAGCUCAUCCCAGUUUCAAUAGCAUGAAACAGCUAGGAGUAUUAAUACCCUCCCCUGGAUGGGAUUCUAGUUGAUCGCAAGGUUACAUCCAAACAUUUCCUGAGGCUUCCCAUUCAUGAUUCACUACUGCCCAUUCCUACUCCUGGAUGGAGAGAGGCAUUAUGAGAGUAAAGUGACUUGCCCAGGAACACAACACAGGUCUCGAACUCUCGACCCAGAGUCCAGUGCUCUAAGCAUCAGGCCACCGCGGUACCCAUUUAAGCAAAGUAGACGCCUUUCUAAUGAGUUAAAUGAUCUAACUCCAGAUGAAAUUUGGAAGUCAUUGUGACAUCAGCAAGAGGUGUUUGGAAAUAAAGAGUGAUGUCUUAAUCACAAGAGCCUUGCGGUGAUGUUUUCUGUUUUACCCAUAACACAUAACUCACUCCACAAAGGCUAUCUUGGGAACAACGAGUAGAGGGUGUUUUAUUUAGGUAACCUUUAUGGAGGCAUGGGGGUGUUGUUUAUCAUCUGUUUGGGGGUUUAAAACGUUGCGAUUUACCAAAAUGCCUCCAGUAGCAUAGAGGUACGUACCACAAUCUGUCAAAAUAUAUAGUAGCUGGAGGAAAGCUAACAAAGAGUAAAAAUCAGGGAAGAGUCGUCAACGAAAGGAUAAUUGAAGUGAAUACCUUAGUUUUUACAACGAUUGCUUUUAGUUUCGAAGACAAUCUGUUGAUCAAAAUGAAACAAAGUUAUUCGUAUUUCGACCUGCGGUUGUUUCACGAGUAGUAAAAUGAUCCUUGCCGGGGAACUGAAAACAAAGAAAUUGUCUGAAAUAAUUCAGGCUUCGAUGGGAUUCGGAUCUUUGCCUCAGAGAUACUAAUUGAGCACUUCAAUCAGCUGAACAUUGAAGCUACGCGUUUAUUCCCGUCGAGGAAUAUGAUCACAAUUAAAUUGAAUAAAUCGUUAACGAAUGUUAUUCUUUCCUCCCAAGUAUAAAUAUGCUAUCAAUGUGUUUCUGGAUUUACUUUCAAUUUUUCUUUUUUCUUUGGUCUAAAGGAUGAAGCAUUCCUGGAGGAUAUCAACAUGAUCCUAAACACUGGUGAUGUACCUAACAUCUAUGAGUCUGACGAAAAAGCUGAAAUCACAGAACAGGUAGCUUUUGAUUUUCAAGCUUGGUUUUUGAACUGUUUUCAAAGAAAAGCUCGACAUCUGUUGUCAAGAACGUCCUGGAAAUUGUCAAAAAUGGGUUUUCUCUAUUCUCUAACCAGAUGCAGAACAUUGUUCAAGAAAGAAACCUUAAGGUGGAUUCCAGUCCUCUGGCCAUGUAUAACUUCUUUAUUGAGCGGGUUCGCCGUAACUUGCACGUGGUUCUGUGUAUGAGUCCCAUCGGAGACGCGUUUAGAAACAGACUAAGAAUGUUUCCUUCGCUGAUCAACUGCUGCACUAUCGACUGGUUUCAGGUUAGACAUUCAACGUUCAAUUAUUAAACUACUAAAAAAUUCUGGAACCAGUGGUAACAGCAACACAGCGGUCAAACCUCUGUGCAUGUGUGAACAUCGUAAUGGCUAAGUAGCGUGCUCUGCAAACGACCACACAAGUCUAUAAGUCGCGAUGUUUUAAAAGCGUAUAACCUUUUAGAUAAAGCUUUCCAUGAUUGUUACGAUUUUCGUCGCAUGCUUUGCGUGACAACGAUUGUAUCUCAUGUUUUCAUUGGAGAUUUGCGCGGAAAGCUGGUGCACGGCGGCUGAAUUGAACCCCCAGUGCGCAUAUUCAACAUUUGACUGCUGUGUUGGUAAGAGCCCUUCUGUACUAAAUGCGUUUACCUGUCACAGACAGUUUGUUUUUAAAUGUUAGCAGGGGUAGUUAGUCGGUGUUUGUUUAAUAAAAUUAUGACAGGAACCCUCCAAAAGCGAUGCUAUCUUUUGGAUUAUCGUGAAAAGCCUAAACAUAUAUAUAUUUCUUAGGCCUGGCCCGAAGACGCUCUAGAAAUGGUAGCAAACAAGUUCUUGGACGAAGUUGAAAUGUCUCGUGAGAUAAGAGGGGAAUGUGUUUCCAUGUGCAAACACUUUCAUCAGAGUGUGCGAGGAAUAUCAGACAGGUACGCAACGAUUGUAAUACUGUUUAUUGUUAACCGGCAAUGUUUGCUACAUAAAGUGACAAGAACGGAUGAAAGUCAGGUAAAAUUACGAAUUAGAGUAUCUGUUGGGCUACCUGUGGCUGCCUGUGAGAAGUAUUAUGGAACAGGUUUCGGUUAAGAGAGAGACACGUGCGCCUGAACACGGCUGAAAGGUGUCAUUACGGCUUAAAAGUGAAUAAAGGAGUAUUACACGAUUGAUAACACAACCUAAAUAAUUCAAGGGAAGCCGUGUGGAAACUCAAGCCGUUGUCAAUCAUGUCGCGGACCUGUCGGGAAAACAUGACUGACAGGUGGAGGAUUUCAAGACAUUUUGUUGGGUUCAGCCUCAAGAUGGCUGUUAAAAUAAUGAUUGACAGGAACUUGAAACUAACUCGAAAGCUUGACUCUGAACUACACAGUUGGCUUUUUAAUGACGUCACUGUAUGCGCAAUUAAUGCUAGAGAACAAAGUCUUGACGCACUCAAUCUUCCUGCCGUAAUGUUGUUGUUGUCUCUUGUGCUAUCAGUUCCAGCUUUUUUUGAGAAAUGCUGGAAAAUUUGAAUUGUGUCUCUUUUACUCCUUCGAUGGGUUCUAGGUUUUUUACGGAUAUCUUAUUAUUAUUUUUAAAAAAGAUAUCCGAUAGAUUUUUUCUUCACUGCGUAUAUGGAAGCUUAUUUGCUAAGGUAUCUUCAAGUUCCUCUGUUGCUAGACUGGUUUAUCGAAAUAACUAGGAAAACAUUUUCAGGUUUUAUGCUGUUCUUCUUCGGCGAAAUUACGUCACUCCCACGUCAUACCUGGAGCUGAUCAAGACUUUCAAGUCACUUCUCGGGAAAAAGCGAUUCCAGAUACUAACUCUGAAGACAAGAUAUCUCAAAGGUCUGGAGAAAUUAGACUUCGCUUCAUCGCAGGUGAAAAGAUAACGAUUUAUCUGUAGAAACAAAUGAAGAAUGUUGUCUUACUUUUUUAUUGCACAUAUGCGUGAUGAUAAAAAUGUGUGUCAACGUGUCGCACUGUCUAACUUGCGUCGGAUUUUGUGUCUCUUGGUUAUUUCUUUUCUCUUCAUUGGCUUUUAUUUUCAAAUUGUCAGGUGUCGAUUAUGCAGCAAGAGUUAAAGGAACUGCAACCAGAGUUGAUUGAAACCAGUAAAGAGACAGAGCAGUUGAUCAAAAUCAUUGCUGACGAGACUUUAGAAGUGGAGGAUAAGAAACAGGUGAAAAUAAAUUAUUUCUGAACAGUACAGCAAAAGGAACAGCUUAAGCUUCUGGUGAUGAAUAUGUCAAUUUAAAAUUGAUUUUGCUAGUUACAUAACUGUGUUCCAAACAAGACGAUAGUGAAGAUUUGUGAAUGAUCGUGGUAUUGUGAAAAAAUGAGCUGAGUUGUUUCACAACAGGUGGUGCAAGCUGACGAGGCUACGGCUGAUGCAGCAGCACAGGAAGCCCAAGCUAUCAAGGUACUUCAUAAGGCACUUACUGAAUAGCAAUGAUAGCAUUUGCAUUUACAACAGAAACUUCUUGGAAUCUGUCGUGAUGAAGCAACUGUAGGAAUAUGUCAUCCGAUUCUCAGUGAACUGAUGAUAAUGAUAAGGAUAAUGAUUCAGUUAUGCGUUCAUCAAUUUGAAGCCUGGACAUUCUUCCAAUCCCCGGGCAUUUGAACUUUUGAAGAUUAGUUUGUUCAAAUUCCGGCGUGUUCAUAUUCCCACCAAUUUUUUGGGAAGGGCAACAUUAGCGAAAGUAUCCUUCUACACGUUGACCAAGCUUUAAAACCUUGACCUUUUAGAACUUUCCUUCUGAGCCAUUCGCUCGCAAUAGUGAAACAUUUGACUGAAACACCUGCAUAUUUAUAGACAUAACACUUGUGUUCCGCUGGAAAGAGUUGACACUUCCGGUUCAAAUUCCCCACCCCAGCCAGGCAAGGUUCAAAUUCCCUAGAUCCCCGGGCAGGGAAGACGGUCAAAUGCCCGUGGGUUGCCCAGUGAGGGAUGUUGAAGCUUCACAUUGAUCAGUGCAUUAUACAGCACAUUCUUCUUAUGAAUAUGCUCUAAUGCUCUUUACAACAAGUUGCGGAGGACUUUGGCCAGACUGCAUUGAGCAAGUGAAAAUUUACAAUUUUUGAAAAAGAAUUUUGCAGGUGCCCCAAUUUUUUGUUUUUGUGAGAUUUGUGUAUACUUGUUUAUGAACAAUUUAGGAUGAGUGCGAGGAUCAGUUGGCGGUUGCCAUGCCAGCAUUAAAUGCAGCUGUAUCUGCACUGGACACCCUUAAACAACAGGAUAUUUCUUUGGUCAAAGCCAUGACAAACCCACCCGCUGGUGUGCGAAUGGUGAUGGAAGCUGUGUGUAUAUUGAAAGUAAGUCAGUCAUUGACUUCGAAUUCGUUAACGAGCUUGCCUAUUUUGAAAAACAGUAUUAGAGUAGAAAUCCGGGAUGGCAUUGGUUUUGCUUUACUUCGCUCUGUGAUUGGUCCAAAAGAACUCGCGCCGCUCAUCAACCAAUCAAAUGCAAGACUAACAUUAAUCACGACGUAGUCGCCCGCGUUUUCCCGCGCAUUUUUCUAAGGCAUUUGUUUGUUUUUACUUUGAGUUCUCAUUGGCUCUUAAGGUUACAAGAUACUUUUACGGGUGCGUCUCAGAAAAUUACUAUGAAAGUGAGUGCUCUGAGGUAAUCCCUAUGAAAGUACAUAUCAUUUUAAAGCUUAUAAACUCCAGAAUUCGAGUAUGUUUUUUUUAAUUGAUAUUCUGAAGUGAAUCAGCACAAAUUUUGCUGAGAACCGUCUGGUCGGUUCUUUAUUUACGUCUUCUUUCAAGAGUUAUUAGCUUUUCAACUUCAAGUAUGUAUUUUUUAUUGCCGACCUUUGCACUCUUCAUCAUAUCUCAAAAAGUAUUCCAAAAAUAAAAAUUUGGUCACAUGGUUUCAUUCCUCAAUUAUUAAUUUUACUGUGACAUUUUUUAAAGGAAUCUGUUUCGAAAUCGGUUUUGGCUAAUUGGUUCGAAAAUCGAAAUCGGUUUUGGCUAAUUGGUUCGAAAAUCAAAGAAGAGAAAAGCGCUUCCAAAGUUUCCUUACACAAUUUGUCUUCUUUGAUCCGAAUUUGAUUUUUUCCUAAAUUCUCACCAGAAAUAAUUUUUUUAUCUACUAGAGUUGUGAAUUUCGAUAGAUUACGUAAAUACCUGAAAAUUAUUCAAAAAAUCGAAAAAUUUCGUCCCUGAAAGUAUCUUUUAUUCUUUAAGGUAUUUUGAGAUUACUUUGAUUUUGGUCGUACAGCCCUUAUCGAAAAGCACUUUAUCGGUUAUUUAAGUUUGCUAUUUUUUUUUUGUAAGUUAACUAUUUCACUCUCAACAUCUACUUUUAUAUCCUCCGUUCAAGCUGCUGUAUAUUUCUUUGAAAUUGUGAGAAGUUACAUGUUAACCACCUUUGGCAGUCAAAGAGCUUCAUUUGUUUUAUUUGUCACUGAAGUUUUCAAACAAUAAGACAUUUGAUUUAGAAAAUCCCUGGUUGUUGUUUAAAGUUUCUUUACAUAUGAGAUGACAUAAAUUUUUAAUCGAUUCUCCAGGAUACGAAGAGCCACAGAGGCGUGUGCAAGAUUCACGAAGAUUAGGUAGUGAGGCAGGUUUUUGUAACAGACAGAUUGUUAACGAUGAGUUAUUUGUGUAGCUUGAGUUGUAGAUAGCGCAAAGUACUUAAAAUGAUUUUGGGGUAGUCUAUGAUCAGAUACCAGAGAAUAUGCAAUCGUAGAAGCUAGUUAUAGUCGUACAAAUUAAACUAACACAAAUUUUGUUCUAGAAGGAUAGCACUUCCCACAAUACAAAUUUGUUGUCUGGUUUUGUUGUUUCAUUGUAUACCACAGGUUUGACACAGGCCGUUUGAUGCCUUUUUAGCUUUAUUAGAAUAUUUUGAGGUAGUGUAAAAGCGGAUAUUUCAUUAGUAGAUGUCGUCACUCGGAAGUUUACUUAAGUGUGGCAAUUAAUUGACAACUGGGUUUAGGACUGACCGGGCAGUCUUUCUUUGUGCUUUUGAGGUAGUUACUGCACUUUGUCCUGUUGAUAAGUUGGUGUUCAUGUUUACCCGUCCAUUAAUUUUCUAUUUUUAGGGAGUGAAGGCUGAGAAGAAGAUGGUAGACGGCAAACAAGUAGAUGACUAUUGGGCGGCUUCCAAGAAGGUUUGAUUGGUCGAUUUAUAAGUAAAUAAAUGUGGUAAGUUUCUGAAGAAACUGUGGUGCUGCGUCGGUGGGAGAGUGUCACAGGAUAAUUUAAUGUUAUCGACUGAGUUGAUAACGUAAAUUGGCCACCGUUAAGAGUUUUGAAGCUGACGUUUCGAGCAUUAGCCCUUCGUCGAUGGCUCUAAUCGCUCCCUAUACGCUUAUUCAGCCGCAGUACUCCCAUCCUCACUCACGAUUAAAAUUAUGCGUCUCAAGCCCCCGUAUCUUGUUGCUAAAUUGUUCCAUUGUGGUAGUUAGCUUCUCUCCUGAAAUUGCUCUCGUUUUUUCUUGCUUUGCUCAUCCACAGGUUCUUGGUGAUUUAAAAUUCCUGGAGAGUCUCAAGCUAUUUGAUAAAGAGAACAUUCCCGCUGCUACAAUCCGUAAAAUCCGAGAUAAAUACGUAACCAAUCCUGACUUUCACCCGUCACUUAUCAAAAACGUGUCGUCCGCCUGUGAAGGACUGUGUUCGUGGGUGCGGGCCAUUGAGGUGUACGACAGAGUUGCCAAGGUAACAAGUAUCACGCCUUUUGUUAUCUCAUGUUUCGUAAAGAGUGAGUUUAUGAUGCACAUAUAUCAGAGCUACUAUGUUUUAACCCUUUGAAUCCUAACAGUGAUUAGCAUCUAAUUUCUCCCUACAAUAUCACUCCUAAACGUUAAGUUUACGAGAGUAAAGCAAAAGUUCACCAAAUAAAGAGGCUCUUGAUUAUAAAACAGCAGCUGAGGAAAUGUUUAGAGAACACUAUGGAGAAUAUGCAUACUGAUACUAGGGUGUAAAGGGUUCAAGAAUUAAACCGAUAAGAAACAUGACCAAGCAUAUACCAAACCUGUAAAUUCGGACUUCCGUCUAAGGUCGCUCACGCACAACAAAUUUCUAAAUUUUGUAAUCAUCCAAAAUGUUCAUUUUUUAUAUUCAUCCUUGGCGUAUGUCAACUAAAACCGUUCUCUUUUCGCUCGGAGUCUGGUCGUUUCAAUAAAAAGUCGUUUCGGUACAGGUCCAUACAAAUUGAAGUUGAUUCGAGACAUCGACAAAGUCGAUUUGAUACAGUUAGAAAGUCGUUUUGAUACAGCUUCAGUCAUUUCGAUACAAACUAGUGAAGGAUACAUUUGGAUAUUUCCGACUUUCUACCAGUCCGAUAAAGGGAGUUAGAGAUGUUAAAUUUUAUGACACUUUGAUUAAAUUCUCGUCAAGGCAAUGAAUUAACCUUUUUCUGUUUUAUGGAUCAAGCUCGUCGCACCCAAGCGCAAACGUCUGAAGGAAGCGGAAUCCCUCCUGGCUCAGCAGAUGUCUCACUUAAAUGAGAAACGAAGUGAGUUGAAAGAAGUCAUGGACAAGUUACAAAACUUGAACGAUGACUACCGAUCAAAAGUGAACAAGAAACAGGUGAGAUAAAAUUUAAUGAUGUAGCAUUCAGCAUUUAAUUCAUCUCCAUGAUAUCAAUAGUGUUAAACAGACAGGUUCGGGGAAGUGAGAAAAUUGUCAACUAUAGUAUGAUGAGAAGCAUUUCUUUGCCUUUGGGGUUGAGUCGUCCGAGCCUCGUUAGUUCAACUCCUCCCUGGAGCAUUCUAACCAUUUUUUUUCCGAGUUUACUUGUGUCAAUGACUAAGAAGAUCGUUUUUCAAAUUGAAGAAACUGAACGAAAUUGUUUUUAUCUCCUCAGGAGCUGGAACGAAACAUUGCAUUGUGUUCCAAGAAGCUUCUGCGAGCUGAAAAACUCAUCAGUGGACUGGGCGGAGAAAGGACGCGAUGGACUCAGGUCAGCGGUUGUGCGAAAGACCGAAUGUAUUCUUUGGUUCGGCUGUGGGUAGUUUCGAGUCGAAAUUAAUUAAGUUUGAUUUAUAUUGCAAUGUUCAAUUUAAUUCCAUUCGAGAGCCGAGGUGUGAGCUAAUGUUUCUUAUGUCGCAAGUGGGUAGCCAGAUUUGCUAAGCAAUAUUCAAAAUGGCGGCGUCCUUGAUCGAAUUUUUGGCAUGUUUGAGGACAAAUUUUGAAUUUUUUUGUUUAAUCUUUGGAAUUUCCAAAUCUAGAAAAUUUUAUUUUUCGUAAAUACGUUCAAAUGGUGGUGAUAAAAAUAAAUGGUUUCUGUGGCAAACUUCUCCUUUUAAGGCCAUGAGUUUUUUUUUCCAGGUUGCCCAAGAGCUGGGUGAGACGUUUAAUAACAUCGUUGGUGACGUCCUGUUGUCAGCGGGCAUUGUGGCUUAUCUCGGCCCAUUCACUGUGGAGUUUCGACAGGUAAACGCUGGUAAAACUCUCUUUAAACAAAGGCUCUUUUUACGCAUUUUUCUUUGCGAUAAUUUAUACAAUGUGCUCUUUUCUGUGAGGGGCGCGAUUGUAUUAUACAGUCAGAAUGUACUUGCUUCGAUAGACGGACCUAUUUUGUUACCUCUUACAUUAAAAAUGCAACAAAAAACCUUGAGUUUGUUGUGGAAAGAAUAAUUAGGCCGCGUUGUAAUGCAAAUAAAUUUUCAUCAAUUUCCGUCUUAAAAUAGUGUACAUUUUCAUCGAAUUAAAGACAUUUUCUAUAAGGUAUUCUUCAAAUCUGGGUGACGGUCGAAUAAAGUAGAGACUCGGGAUUUUGAUAGUUAAAUAGUUAGUUUUUGAUGAAACUUCCACCCUCCACUUAUUAGCUCACCUCUGCAAUAAGUUCAGAUCAAUGUCAGUAUCUAACCCUCCCCUAACCCAACAUUAACCCUAACUUGUUAUCAGUGGACUGUUGUUGGAUUAGGGGAGGGGAGAGUACGUAGUUGCUCAGAUACUGGGAUUGAUCCAUAAGUUCUCUGUCUAGAACUUAAAGUUUACCAGAAGCCCUCCCUCAGGGGGCCUCCAAAGCGUUAAUGGUAAGUUCAUGAGUGGUACUGGUAACUAACAACAACAUCAACUCCAACAUCGCUCUGACGCUGGACUAAACCUCGAAACAUCAGCUUUGAAACUCUUUACGGCGGUCAAUUUACAUUAUCAACUCAGGUGAUAAAGCCAAAUUAUCUUGUAAUACUCCUCACCGACACAGCACCACAGCUUCUUUAGAAACUAACCCCCCCCCCCUUCCCAUUAACUAACGUCAUGGCCCUUUUCAGGAAUGUAUCAAGGAAUGGUGGGGUUUGUGCCGACAGAAGAACGUUCCAGUGUCAGACAGCUUUUCGUUGUCGGCGACUCUGGGAGAUCCUUUAUCAACACGUGCUUGGCAUAUCGCUGGACUGCCGGUUGACAAGUGAGUAAUUCUCCCUUCAAGAUGCUCUACUUUUCCUUGUACAUCAUAUUACAUCACAUCGUGUUACAUCGCAACGACACCGACCAGCUGAUAGGUUUGCCUACUCUCCUGUUUGGUGAAUAAUGCAUUGAAAUUGAUAGAAGUUAAGUAUCAAUCACAUACGGGACUUAGAAGGUUGAUGAAGUGAGCGAUCUUACGCACUGAUGUAAAGCGAGGGAACUACUAGGGAAACUAUAUUAUCUCUUUUUUAACACUUAAACCUCUGAGGUUGACUAGCAUCCAUUCUCUCACUAAGGUUUAACUACUGAAUCAAACAUUUAUGAAAAGAAAAGAAAUGAUCGUCAACUUGAAAAGCUCCUGAUUUUUUUUACCAAAUUCUCCUUGGAGAAUGCCCAUGCUAACGUUAAGGUAUAAAGGAUUAAGGAUCGCACAUUAGGGUAUAGGAAGGACAAGAAGGUUACCGUUUAUCAUUUAAAUUAAGUCCAAGUAGUUUUUCUUUCCACUAGCACCCACUGGAUUGGAUGACGUUGAGAGAAAAAACGUUUUGUACUUGCAAAUGUCUUGAUUGUUGUUAUUUCGGGGAGAAGUAGUUAGUUUUCAAUUUUAUCCUAUAUAUUUACCUCUGCGGCUUGUAAAUGAUCUUUUUUAAUUUCAUUGCCUCAAAAAGACGUUUCCUUUGUUUGUGAAUGAUUUCCUCUUCUGCGCCUCGUUUCUUUUUCAGUUUUUCACUCGAUAACGCAAUUAUUGUGACGAACUCUCACCGCUGGCCAUUGAUGAUAGACCCUCAGGGUCAGGCAAACAAGUGGAUUAAGAAUAUGGAGAAACCAAACAGCUUACAGGUUAGGACUUUUAAACGGUCAGUUUUGGGACAGGUUAUGAUUUGUCUCAGGAGGGGAGAAAGGGGGGUAGAGCUUGGAGAAUUUUGGUGUUGUCACGAUAAAAUUCACUAAUCCCCUCAUAAGGCUCUGUCGUAUUCUUUUGAUUCCCUCCCUUAAGUAAGUCUUUAAUAUCUCUCGAAUAAAUUAUAGGGGUACUGGCUGCCGACUUAAGUGGUCUCUAGAGUUUAAGUUUCAGACAGCCAAAGUUGUGUCCUACCACAGGACUGAUUUGCAGGAAAAACGAUUGUGAUAUUCUUGAAAUGUUUUGUUCCAGGUGAUAAAAUUGUCAGACCAGAACUACGUGAGGACUUUAGAAAAUUCCAUUCAGGUAAACGAUAUUUCUUGCUGAAUUUGUGAGUAGUGGGUCAGAAUAUUUUUCAUAACUGCAAGGUGAGGCAAAGCCAACGCAAUCCUGGAUUACAUCUGAAAGUCAGUUGAAAUUUGCUGCAGUAUUUUAUUUUUUUCUCUUUUGUGAUAGUUCGGGACGCCAGUUCUCUUAGAGAACGUCGGAGAGGAGCUGGAUCCCUUACUGGAACCCAUUCUGCUGAAACAGACGUUCAAACAGGUUGGUAAAAGGCCGAAAAGCAAUUGGUUUUUACCCCUUUCACGCCUAAGAGUGACUAGCAUCUAAUUUCUCCUUACAAUGUUACCCCAGGAUCACUCAUUAAAGUCACGAGAAUAAACGUAUUGAUCACCAACUAAAAAUGCUCUUGAUUGUUAAACAAAUUCUCCUUGUCGGCACCUUAGGAAAUGUAUAGUGAACAGUUUGGGGAAUUGCAUACUGAUGUCAGGGUGUAAAGGGUUAAAGGAAAAAUGCGGUAUAUAAUGACACUAAGUACGUCUGAAUUUGGUCAUAUCCGAAAUGUCUGGAAAUGUUUGUGGUGAUAUAACAAGGUGAAAUACUCUGCUUCUUUCAGUUAACGUGUGGCUUAAAAAGGUCAGAAUAUUAAAAAAACUCUAGGGAAAAAAGCAAAACAAACAUACAAUGGAAAAUAUAGAUGUAUUAUGCCUGUAAAAUUCCUAAAGUGGGGUCCAAUAUUAACAAGGUAAAGUUGUAUAGGGCAGGCAGUAUAAGAAUAAAGUUUCUUUUCUAUGGCUUGGAACUCCGGACCUCUCGAUCUGGAAUCCAGAGCGCUAACCGCUCUGCCAGUGCGUUGCUACAAUUAACAAGUAAACCAUUAUUGCCUUCAUGCAGGGUGGAGUCGAGUACUUGCGGAUGGGUGAUCAUGUAGUUGAAUUUAGUAGGGUGAGUUCAAAUUAUAUUUUAAUUUUUGGCUGGAGUUUUGCUCUUUUGAUAAGGAGUUUCACAUCUCACACAAGAGUUCGUUGUAACGUUACCAUGUGUGACUCUCUCUUUGCAUAACGGAACUGACCAUUUCAAAGAACCCCUUUAACCCUAUCUAAAGACGCUAAGUGUUCUUGUCUUUUGUUUUGUGGUCAGGAUUUCAAGUUCUACAUCACCACAAAGUUAAGAAACCCACACUAUCUUCCUGAGGUCUCCGUUAAGGUAAGCUGCGAAAGAUGAAACGUCUAGACGUGUUUAGGAAUAAGUCCUUAGUGUUAGGAACUCACAGAAUUUACUAGCAUAGUGUUUAAGUUGUACAGCUGCUUGAUAUAUCAUCAAAACGUAAAACACUCGUGCAUCGUAUUUUCUACAAACUUGCUAUCAGGAAUUUUUGAUCGUAUUUAUCCUCUUUAAGAGGUUCGCGCGACAAAGGGCGGCAUUAAAAAAAAAAAGCCAGGAAUCAGCAAACUUCUUCUGAUUGCAAGUGGAGUGCCACUUUUAAAACCACAUGUACUAUUGAUCGGAUAGCAUUUUGAUCGCCAGUGAUUCACCCAGGCAUUUUAUCUCUGCACACCAAAUUCCUUUUAAAGACUGUGGUCCGGCCUAAAAACACCUUUGUUCAACAUUGUAGCUCCUUAUAGGUUAUGAUUAACUUUUCACCCACAACUGUUUGAUUGACAGUAGCGAAACUCUAGAGAUACUCGGCGAUUCCCGAAGCUAACUUUGUACACCAAUCACAACGGACUAUUUCUUAAGCCAUAGCAGUGACAUGUCGUGGAAACUAGUUAUAAAUGUGAACCUUGUAUGCUGGCGCAGCGCAACAGCUCCUUUAGAAAAAUGUUCUCUGUUCUUUUUAUAGAUUUGAUUUUUUUUCCCCCCCACUUUAGGUGACCCUUUUGAACUUCAUGAUCACACCUCUUGGCUUGGAGGAUCAGUUACUGGGGAUAGUGGCAGCGAAGGAAAAACCUGAGUUGGAGGAGAAAAAGAAUGAGUUGAUCAUAGAGAGCGCUAAGAACAAGAAGCAGUUGAAGGAGAUUGAGGAUAAGAUUUUGGAAGUGCUGUCUACUAGUGAAGGCAAUAUUUUGGAAGACGAGACUGCGAUCGAGGUACGAAGUCAUUAUGCGGUUUACUAGUGCUGCAAGUAAACACGGCUGUGCUUAGAUAGGUGAAAUCUUUCCACGAAAGGAUCUGUGAAUUUGUGUGCCAUGACAGACUUCGAUGUAGUCGUAUGUGAAGAUUUUGAUCGGCUGUUUCCAUUAAAACUGUCAUACGUUCUUCUUUACUCACACUGUGUGUGUUAGGUAUUAUCAUCCAGCAAAAAGCUGUCAGAGGAAAUCUCAGUCAAACAAGAAAUCGCCACUAAAACUGAAAAGGAAAUUGAUAAAACUCGAGGAGGUUACAAACCAGUGAGUAGAAAAGCCUUCUAAUUCUUUUGUUGUAAUUUACAGUACAGACAAAGUCAUUCGGAGAGUGAAGCUAUGAACUUGUAGUUAUUUGUAUCGUUCAUUUUUUUCUUGAUAACCCAGUUAUUCAAGCAAUUCCUGACUUCUUCCGUCAUCAUAUUGGUAUUUUUAGCAAGCAUUACUUAUUUUAGGACGGGCGCUCAGAAACCAUCUCAACUUUUGAGAAAGUUUUUAAUAUCAAAUGCACAAAUACUGUCUAACUGUGACGUAUUUCAUUGCUCUGUUGGUCUGAUAUCUCUUGUUAUUGUGUAUUGUCAGGUGGCUAAACACUCCAGUAUCUUGUUCUUCACUAUAUCCGACCUGGCCAACAUUGAGCCGAUGUACCAAUACUCGCUGACAUGGUUUAUAAAUCUUUACCUGCAGGUAAGUACUUUGCUAUUUUAUUUUUGUCCAACUUAAAUACGUUAAUAACGUUACUUGAGGACUGUGAACGAUCAGGCAGAUAUCAUUGCUUAUUGCCAAAUCUGUUGCGUCCUUGUUGCCCCAUGCCGAAAGAACGCUCAAAAAACCACUGCCAAAAAUCUACGUCUUUCAAAGUUUUUUUUUUAAUGGUUAAUUGGGACGCUCUCUCCUUUGCAGUCAAUCCUGAAUAGUGAGCCGUCCUCAGACCUUGGCAGAAGGAUAUUGAACCUCAAUGAUCAUUUUACUUACAGGUAAUGGGGGAGAUGCAAUUACAUUGUUUCUACAAUAUACUUCUCUAUUUAUGUGCGAGACCUAUCAAGAUGAUAGCUCGGUGAUGUUGUUAUUACAAUUCGCCCUUGUCAUUUCAUACUGUUGACCAUUUCAUGUUGCCUGUGUUGUUUCAUAGUAUCUACAGAAACGUGUGCCGAUCAUUGUUUGAGAAGGACAAACUGUUGUUCUCGUUUUUGUUGUGCAUUGGUAUUCUGAAAGGAAGGUAUGAGGUUUAUUUCUACAGGCUGAGGGGGGGGGUUGAAAAUUAUAUCUUAAUUGUGUUCAUUAGUGUCCAGAUUAAGACAACAUAUUAAAGAAAGGUUUAAAUUAUUUCGCUAUUUCACUUCUUCAAAAAGGUGAAUAAUGUAGUAAAAGAGUACGAUGAAAUUUGAAGUCUUUAAAUGCACCAAAGUGAUCAGGGAGAGCCAAACGUGAAGGACAUGCGUUAUCUUUUUCAGUUUUAAUAGGAUAAAGGUCAGAAAUUUAUCUUGUGGCUCGCUAUACCUAAUGGGAUAAAGGUUACUAAUUCAUGACUGAAAUACAUUUUUCUCUGAAGUUUGUCCCAGAAAUAUUUGGAUCAAUAUAUGUACGUUGUUGUGAGAAGAUGAUAAAUUUUAUUUGUUUGUUGUAUUUUCAGCGGUAAAAUUGAUGAGCAGGAAUGGCGUUUUUUAUUGACGGGCGGAGUGGCCCUGGAAAACAAAUUUCCAAACCCUGCAUCGGAUUGGUUGACCGACAAGUCUUGGGCUGAGAUGGUUCGAUGUUCAGCGCUACCAUCAUUUCAAGGAAUCCUCAAACACUUCACAGCGAGAGUAAGUUUUCAAAGCUGUAUUUGGUUUUUUGAUUUGUUACUAUCAUUAUAACCGCAAAGAACUUCGUGAUCACCUACUUAAGCUGUUCUUGGGACAUACGUGAUUGGAUCUUUUGAAAAAGCUUUUUGGAAAAGAGUUCGGCAUUUUAAAGUAACCCUGACUAGUAACUUUGUUUAUUUGAUCCCUCAGAUUUCGGAAUGGAAGGCGUUCUAUGACUCUGCCACUCCCCAAACGGAACCACUUCCCGAGCCUUGGGAAGAUGAUCUUAAUAAGCUGCAACAUUUGAUUGUCUUGAGAUGUUUGAGGCCGGAUAAGGUGAAGAUUGCAAAAAAAUUUUUUUUGUACUUUUUAAAUAACCAUCCAGGCUGAGGUGAGAGUAUUUAAGGAGCUGCGGGAAUUAUUUUGGUUUCAGUUUACCUCCCUGUUUAAGGCGUUUUACUCGGUGAGGGUCUUGUUAAAAAGGAGGAAAAUAUAACUGCUUAUAAAAAGAGCACAAAAGUGUCUUGCAAACUCGAUUCAGAAGUAACCGAGGACAACAAUCUUCUCUCCCAACUCCAUCUGAAAAUGUUUAGACGUUUUAGUCUUGUAUCGUAGGCUCGUCUCGUGCAUAUUCUCGCUCUAAGGAUUAGCUUCUCCUUUUGCCACCUGGUAGCUAUAGUCGCUCUCAGCAUCCAAGUUCAGGCUAGCACAUCGCUUUCGAAUUCCAAUCUAAUGAAAAAGUUUCCCAAACCUGGCAUGCAAACAAACUCUGAGACGGCCAGGUAAGGUUUAUUUACUGUGCCGUCACAAGAAGUUCUUCGUAGAUCCAUUUCGAAUUUCCCUAUAUCCUACAUUCAUUAAGAUGUAGUGUACUUCCAGCUGAGUGAUCUCCUUGCCAUUGUCCUUUGUUUCUCUGACCAGCAUAUAUAUUUAUACCGUUUGACCUUCCAGAUCACACUCGAGUUCUUUUCUUUGACAGGUCACCUUAGGCGUACGUGACUUCAUAACAUUCUACAUGAGUCCAGCGUACAUAGAGCCACCCACAUUUGACCUGUCCAAGUGUUAUGAAGACUCAGAUUGCUGUGUGCCGUUGAUUUUUGUGUUGUCACCCGGAGCAGAUCCCAUGGCCAGCUUAGUAAAGUUUGCCGAGGACAUAGGUAUGAAUCGUGGAACCAACCAUCAAGUAAUAAAGUUGCUUUCCUGGUGAAAAGCUAGUUUUCGCCCACGACGGAGUCAGAGUCGUAAUUAGACGUGCAUAAAUUAAAACCUGCAUAACCUUGUUUUGUAACCUGUUGAGGCUCGGAGAUGACUCGCUGUAGACUGCAGGUUCUUCAAUACUUUGUUUUCUAUCAAGUAAUCCAGUUAUUUCCGGCCCAAUACUGUUUUGUAUCGUUUUGUUUUUAUGGUAGGUGUGACCAGGUCUCAUUUUCAGACCAUUUCACUUGGUCAGGGACAAGGACCCAUUGCUUCAAAGAUGAUCAAUGAAGUAAGACGACUGUUAUAGAAUACUAAUCAUAAAAACUACAAUUUCCUCGAUUGUGAUCGGUUUAAAAAACUCCUAUUUUUCACCAAUUAACUUGCCAAGUUAUCGGACCGUUUGUUAUCGAACAGUUUGUUUGUUUGUGCGGUCGCCUGAUUGUGUUAACACUCGUAUGAUUACAGACCAUAUUGGACUCCAUUCAGCCCUAUUACCGAUACUUAUAGAACCUGAAAAAAUUUGGUAGUGACUUGACUUAUAUUCUUGAUAGACUGCGACCCUUCACCCUGAACCAAUCACAAGUUCACCAAAAGUAAUAUUUGCACACGCAUGCGUAAAGCUACAUUUAUACAAGCAAGUUCCAUUUGGUAGGGUUGAUAACAUUUAGUAGGUCGUCCAUGGCAAACUCCGUUGUCUGGAAAUUGGCACUUGUUUCACAAGUAGGCUUUUUUUGGGAAAACUUGCCUUUGUUUUGUUUUUAAUGAUGGACAAUAUUGUCGAGUAAAUUAUCAACGGCUAAAGGGAGAAGCAAUAAUCUCGUGGCUUGUGCGCUGUAUUCUGGAUCGAUGGUUUCGGUUCGAUUGCUGGCCGAGUAUCUGUGCUGUGUUUGUUAGCGAGACAUUUUUGUCUUACUUAUGUACAUUUAACAAUUUUUUUUGUAGGCCAUCGCUGUCGGGGACUGGGUUGUACUACAGAAUUGCCAUCUUGCAACAUCGUGGAUGCCUAUUCUUGAGAAAAUAUGCGAGGAGGUGAGAAGGUUUUCAACAGUUACUAUAUUUUAACGCGAUAGUUAAGUGUCGAGCAUAGAUGGCUGGUUGUUAUUCGUGGGCUAUCAUGCUGCAGUCACAAAAUCUGAGUGCUGACCGCCCCCCCCCCUUCCCCAUCCACUUCCUUGAACUUGAUGAUAAUACAUUGCUUUGUUACAUUAAGUGACUGAUGCGAACUUUUGGUAAUUUAUGCCAUUAAUUUCGCCCAGUUUAUAAUUUUCCAACUUCUUAUUACCAGUCUUUUUGACGGAGUAUUUAAAAUUGUAUUGAACAUUUCAUUGCUGAUCACUCCUUGUCAAAUGAACGACCUGUGAAUCAGCGAAUUCGUUGAGCAGCAGCAGAGCGUCGUGAAAAGUGCAGCGUAUGCGGGGUUAAACAUGUAGCAUAUCACCUUUACUAGGAGUCAGUAACAAAAAUUAUAGGAAUUAGAUGAAGCUCCCUCGUGCACUGAUUAAUAAACACAUAUUUGCACUGUGGUAUCUCGUUUAGAUUAUCGUCCCGGAAAAGACGCACAAGAAUUUUAGACUUUGGCUUACAAGUUACCCCACCGAAAGAUUCCCUGUGUCCAUCUUACAAAACGGUAAGAGACAGUUUGCUUUCUUUUCAGUAACCUCCUGUUUGAUUUUUUAGUAUGUUUACCUAAAAUAACGGAAUUCAAAGAUUUAGUAGGGUUUUUUCCCAGUGUUUAGUUUACCUGAAGUCUCGCUGAAUGUACGAAAAUUCAGCAUUUUGAAAGAACGAAUGUACCACUCCAGCUAUUGAUGUGGUCAGGAGCUGUGAUCUUGUGUAGGGUCUCAAGCGCUCGUCAACCCGUUAUUUCGAGCUAAUUUUAGCAAACGAAGCCAACAACGCCUGUUUUACACAUCUAGACAAACACAGCCUUUGGAAUAACUGCCUCGUUGAAAAAAAAACACAAAUAUUGAAAUAAAUUCUUAUUAAAGGAUGAUGAAAGAGUUAAACCAUCCAUAAUUUAAAAUUUCUUCCGCCAAUUAUCUUCCAUAGGUUACUGUGAUUUACGUUCCACUUUUCAUCUGAGGGAAAGCAUUAAGAAAAAAAAAACCACGAAUUAUUUCGAUCUGUUCGUCGUAAAGAAGGUUGACUUUUGAAAAUCAUGCGAACCUGCCAUUUCGUCCAAAUCUACUCGCAAUUUUUUGUUUAAUGCACUUUUUUAUUUAUUUGUUUAUUUUUGUUGCUGUUUGAGGAUAGUGCAGUUUUCUGCCUUAGGUCACCUUGACUGUUUUUUCGAUGAGUCAGCGCGCUAUGUCUGAGUCAUUACUGACUCCCCGAUCAAGGCUCGUGAUGUAUUGUAUAUUUGCUCUGCACCGAUUGAGCAUCUGUCGCUUACUUGUCCGCUCUCCUGGCCUCUCAUACUGAAUUUAAUUUAAUAUUCAUGACUAUUUCUUUGUCUUUCAACCUAUUCGCAGGAGUGAAAAUGACCAAUGAGCCACCGAUGGGACUCCGGGCCAAUUUAUUACGGUCGUACCACAGCGAUCCCAUAUCAGACCCUGCCUUUUUCAGUGGCUGCAACAAACCAAAGGUAACAUGAACUGGAAUCAUAACUCAAAAUUAUUUAAUGACUAUUUUUUGUUUAACUCUCUUGUCUACUUUCUUGUUCGUAGUUGGUGCAUCUACUGAAGCGACAAUGAGCGCUUUAUGUAUUAUUUCAGGAUAUACAGUUACUACCAAUUUUUGUUUGCAACGUCUCUUUUGCUUUACUGUAAGUUUUCGUCAAGGUUAUGGGUCUAACGCACUAAGAACACUGAACUAACCAGCUAUAUAGCGGCACUAAAUUCACCCUCCUAGCCUAAUGUUGAUAUGCAGUACAGCAGUCGAAACGUCGCGAUGAGCCGUUGAAAGUGACUUCAUAUCGAGACACAAACAUUCAUACGUUAAAGAGUAGUUGGUGGGCCUCUUAAAGAGCUUUUCAACUGAGUAUCGUAAAACCAAAAGCAACGUAAUCACAACGGCCAAUCAGAGGAGAGGAAAAUAUCUUAAAGAGCCGAUGAGAACUUAAGGUAAAACCCACUGAAUUCUCUGAAGCGCGGGAAUUCGCGGAUGACGAAGUCGUGAUUGGUUUUAUUUUUGCUUCUGAUUGGUCGAGAGGGUGGCCCAAAUUUAUUUGGACCACUCACAGAACGAAGUAAAGCGAAACCAUUGCAGACGCUCCAUUGAAAACUCCUCUAAAACUAGUUGCACUUUUCGAAAUGUGUUAUGUCGAUGCGAUUUUGCAGGUCUGGAAGAAACUACUUUUCAGCUUAUGUUUUUUUCACGCGCUGGUUCAAGAAAGACGCAAGUUCGGUCCUCUGGGUUGGAACAUUCCGUACGAGUUUAACGAGUCUGACCUUAGAAUUAGCGUUCGUCAACAACAGGUGAGGAUUUAUCCUGAAGACAUGUGGGUAAGAGUACUUGUUUUUUCAGUCACCCUCGAUCUCUUACGGAUCUCCUGUAAAUAAAUGAUUUGAUUGACGUGAAAUUAGAAAAAUCUUCGGCUUCAUCCGAACAUAGCUUUUUGAGGAGUUUAGUUCCUUCAAAGAAUUUUUUUUUUUUCUUUUUAAUGGAGCCCUGAAUACACGAUAAUCCAUCUAGACUAUCUUGCAAACAUCAUACUGGUAUAGUGAUCGGAAAUCUGAAGCCGUAGGCGUAUCUUGAAGCUGUUACUGCUAUUGCUAUGAAAUGGCCUGCUAUGGAGCUUUGUGAUAAUUGCCGGCCGAAAAACAAUCCUGAUUCGAGGCUUCAACUAGCUUCUUCGCAUACUGCACUUUCAAGAGUAUUUAUGACCCAGCACCCAAUUUUGAUCCAAGCCAUCUAACAUUCCGCUGUUGUUUCAAAAUAUAUACGCAUCGCAAAAGUCAGGUUUGCGUUCUUCAUCGCUCCAAUCAAAGCAUGAGGAGAGAAAAAUAGCUGGAUAUCGCGGCAGAAGACUUAUUUCCAUGCCUUCAGCUUCAAGACUAAAAGUGUGUCAUGGUUGGUUUUACAGAUGUUUUUGAAUGACUAUGAAGAAGUUCCCCUGGACGCUCUAACCUACCUCACUGGACAGUGUAACUAUGGAGGACGGGUGACCGAUGAAAGAGACAGGUAUGAUAGAACUCAAUGGCUCUGUGCUGUGGCUGAAACAAGUCAUCAACCUUUCAAAGUGCCAUGGCGCUAAGUGAAGCUCCGAAUGCCUUUUUUCUUUUAAAUGUCGGACUUUCGUUUAAUGAAGUUAAACUUCAUUAGUGAAGGGGGUAAAUUUCUAAAGAAACUGUGGUGCUGCGUCUCGGUGGGGAUUACAACAAGGUAAUUUGAUUUUAUCAACUGAGUUGAUAAUGCAAAUUUGCCACUUUCGAGACUCUUAACGGUGGCCAAUUGGCAUUAUCAACUCAGCCGAUAGAACAAAUCAUCUUGUAAUACCCCACCGACGCAACACCACAGUUUCUUUAAAAACUUAGUCCCUUAAUUCAUUUGCCAUGUAAUCGCUGAACUCUUGUCUUUUUAUUUUUCAAUCCACAUAUUUAGCUUUAGAAACUCUUCACGGUGGCUAACUAACAUUAUCAAUUCAGUUGAUAAAAUCAAAUGAUCUGCGUUGGCGAAGGCCUAUAAACUGAUCUUAUUUGGUUUAAAAGACACAGUUGACGCAAAAAAAAUACAGAACAAAAGACAAAACGGAGAAAACGUUGAAAACAAUAGGCUAAUAAGCGGUGUUUCAUAGUGACGUGUCUUGUGUCUUCCACACCGAGAAGGAACGUGUUUCGCUCCGAAAAUAUUUUUAUCCAAACAAGGGGAAUUUGUUAUUGGAAACUUAAACAAAGACUCCUAGGACUCUGCAUUAAACAUUCUUACCCCUCCCCCCCUCCCCGGUUUUCCCCUUUUUCUAACCCGAAUACUUUCUCAUUUCCACAGGCGUCUUAUUUUGAGUCUCUUGUCCAUUUUUUACUGCCGGGAGGUCACAGAAGAUGAGAACUACAAGUAUUCCAGUAGCGGUUCAUAUUUCGCGCCUCCAGAGGUCAGUGUCAGUUCGUUAAGGGACAAAAUUACUAUCCUUUAUAUGACACACCAGUGCUAAAAGUUACACUAUAACCCCAGUUUGGUGAGGCAUACCAGACAGCAGAAGUCAGCCGUUGAAGGCAAUUCGUUGAUGACGAAUAGAGAUAAACUUAAACGGAACGUACACGUGGAACUCAGGGGCAUUUAAAUCCAAUUACAUACAUCAUAUGUUAAAAUUUAAUGGACAGAACUAUAAUGAUUGAACUUGGGUUUACAGAAGAGGAAUAAGGUUUACAACUAUGCAAAACCCUCCUAUAACACUAAAUAAUAGAGGAGUUCUAUCUCCAAAUCAGUGGCCCUUAAUUUUCUAAACGUUCCAAAUGGGCGCGAACGAUUAAAUUCCCCAUAGACAAAUUAGCGGCUUUCCGUGUGAAUGAUGGAUACCCUAGAUAUUUCUUUAAUCUCCGCCCGUGCUCAAUGUUGAAUAAAGCAGCUUUGGAGAGAGUUCCAGGUUCGAGCCCCUGGCUGAGUCAUUGUUUUGUGUUCUUGCGCAAGACAGUUUCACAUUGCCUCUUUCCACCCAGGCCUCGAAGCUUGCAUAGCACAGUCCAUUAGAUAAAUCUCUAUCCGAUGGAUGGCGCGGUACGUUUUGCUAUCAGUUAUCCGCCGGAUAGCGAUUAAUCCGUUGGAUAGCGUUAUCCGUGGAAAAGCGUUAUCCGUUUGAUAGGGUUUCCUUUGGAUAGCGUUAUCCGCCCUUUGAAUAACUGGGCCUAGGAGGAUAAUUACGUACUAGCGAGUUUUCAGGGAAUCCUUAAGGAAUGCAAGGGGGUGGGGUUGCCUACGUUUGAUUAGCAUUCCAUCCAGGGGUAUUAGCAAGACUCUUAUUCACUUUAUGCAACUGAGACAAGGAUGGUGCCGGGGCCACUUGGUUCGAGUGCACAUUUUAAUUCACAGAUUGGUUGAGAUUUCAGUACCAAUCACAGAGCUAAAUAAAGUAAAUUCCAAGCAAUUCCGGCUAACUUUAUACACUCAAUUGAAAUCUGCCCUAAACUGAUGCUGUUCUUGUCUUGUCAUUCUACCGUCACAGGGUCCUUAUGAUAGCUAUCUCGAGUACAUCCGUAGUCUGCCUCUCACUCCAGAUCCUGAGGUAACUUCUGUUAGAUAGUCACAGCCGUUUAAGUCUCCAUCCUCCAUCGUGAAAUAGAAAAAGAAGUCAAAUUCUUUCAGUGGCACUUUACAAUAAGUGCACUGAAAAGACCUUAGAAAAUACGCGAUAUUAGGCAUAAAUACUGGCUUUAUACUCAUAGCUUAUCAGAUCUCAGGAUUUGCAUCAUCUUGCCCGCUCACGAAGCCAUGCAGUCAUAUAAGAAAUUUAAAUAUAGUCUACAAUUUGUUUGACAGGUAUUUGGUCUGCACGAGAAUGCUGAUAUAACAAAGAACCAACGUGAAACUCAACAGCUAUUUGACGGAAUUCUACUCACGCUACCCCGGCAGGUAGGAAAUGAUGGAAUCUCAGUGUUUCUUCCCUUUACUUCAUACUUCUGGAAAACUACACUGUGAUUCUAUCAAGCGUUUAUUAUACAAUCCUUGACACCACUUCUGAGCAGUUCCAACGUUCACACAUGCGCAGACGUUUGACCGCUGUGUUUGAGGGGCGCAGUGCUCUUUAAGGAUCAUCAGCACCCCGUAUCAGUGAGCAAAAUAGCUCCUUAAUUCCUCAAUAAACUACCAUCUUGGCCAGUAUUGCUAAUUCACGCCCUACAAUUCUUUCGUAUUCUGUACGGAUGGUCGAUUUGAACAAGAGAGUGAUUCCUUGAGUCAAAAAAAAAAAAGAAAUGAUGGGUAACCGCACUUGAUUUUGACGAAAUAGCUAAUUUCCUCUCAAGAGAAUGGCGGCUGUUAAGAAAAUACUGCUACUUUUCUGCUUUCGUGGGAAAUUUUGUGGGUGCAUGUGACAACUUUCGUUACGAGAUUUAGAUCUGUAUAGCGGGUGAUAAGUGAUAAGAAAUAAAGUUUUUGAGUAAAGAUGGAUAUGAAAAUCCACUAUUAAAAUUUGGACAUCUUGACUAUUCCUGAUGGUGUUUUCAAUAAUUGUGUGAUUUCAGACCUCUAGUGGAGGGAAAUCUUCUCAGGAAGUGAUUGAGGAUUUGGCUUGUGACAUCCUGUCGAAAAUUCCUCUGCCUUUUGACACAGAAAUGGUUCAGGUGAGUGGUUCGGUUAUUCUAGAAGCAAAAAAAAAAAUUUGUUAUUUGAUCUUCGUUGGUAGUAAAAACUUAUUAGGUCUCACAGUUAGUUCGUGCACCAUGAUUGGUCAAUUGAACGGGCCGUGUUUUACUAUGGCUCGCUAAAUGUAAAAGUUUGAAUUGAAUUGAAAUCCUAUUCCUCUAUUUGAACCAUCCAUGAGAAUCCUCGUUUUUCCACACUCGGAUUUAUGGCCCGCGCUCUCCGCGCUUGGGCCAUAAAUCCAAGGGGAGAACUCGGUCCUUAACUUGCAGUACGGAUCUCGAAAUCGGUUAAUAAGAGAGUAAGAUGUAUGAAUGAGUUAUUUGAUGUUGUGCCUCUUCGGUUCAUUUUCAAUCCAUUCUCGGUAUCUGCAAACUUACCCCUUUUAUCCAUUUGGAAAGCUUAAUUCACACUUUCUUGUGCUUCAGAAAAAGUAUCCUGUACUUUAUGAAGAAUCCACGAACACCGUAUUGCUUCAAGAACUGAUAAGGUAAAACCACUAAAUCGUUUUUCUUUGCAUAAACCAACUGACAAAUAUGAAUCCCUGAUUUUAAACUUCAACGCUACAUAGAUUUCCUAGGAUUGCAUCUUCUUUUCCUGGUGUAAUCAACAUUACUCUUAAAGUAGUCGAGUUGAGGUAUGUUGUAGUGGGUUAGAAAGUUCUUUUAACUAAUAACCAAUAUUUUAAGGUUACUAAAGUUACAUUAGCCAGCACGAGUGCUGUCUGAAACAUUUGUGGCUGAAUAUGCAAUGAGAAGGGGCUAUUGUCACUCGCGCUCGACUGAAAUACUGGUUAAUUUGCUAAAUAUUUGCUGGUUUUCAUACUAUAAGGCGGGCGUCGUGAUGAUCUAUUUCGUGUAGUGCACUUGUUUAUGAACAACUACCUUGCUGUUUCUUUUCACGUAGGUUUAAUCGUCUUACAAAUGUUGUUCGAUCAAGUCUCGGGAAUAUUCAGAAAGCAAUCAAGGUGAGAACCCUCUUCGCUUUUGAUACAAAAUGAGCCGAACCUAUAAUCAUUUGCUCUGCUCAAUUUAAGCCGGAAUUCUUUAAGAUAAUCUCAUACACAUCACUUUGCACAAGGGCACACGUGUCAAUAUAUCAGCUAAAAUAGACCUAAUGGAUUGCAAAAAUACAUAUCUGUUUUAGGAAGUAAGCAGUUUUCUGACAGAAAAUUUUGAGGUUCUCGUUACAGAAAAUACCUAAAGUCAAAUAUACGAACCAAUUUUAAGCCAAAUGACUAUGUCAUGUUAUUUGUCUUUCAAAUAUUUUUGUAUUGAUGGGGGCAAACCCUACAACAGCUUGGCGUCAAAAUCUAUUUAUUGCGGGGUUGUGUAGUCCAUGGUGGCGGAACAGCCAACACUUUUUCAUUUAUAUCCAGAAAAUUUGCCAGUACUUUUUGACCAUUUUUUAAUGGAUGAAAAAUACUGUAAUAAAAAAGCACAUGUUCUUAUUGCAAGCAGUAACCGGAUAACCCAAGAAAGUUUAGCAUAACAGAACUUAGCAGAAGAACACUUCCCUCCUAUUAAAUAAAGCAGUAGCAAAGCCACAGUUGGCUGUACAUUGAUAUCCGCUGAGUCGCAGUUAUAUUUUGUAGCAGUAUAGUACUGCUAUUGAUUCUGUCACCUUUGUUCUCAGGGUCUUGUGGUGUUGUCGUCGGAGCUAGAGGAUGUCUUUGGGAGUAUGAUGGUGGGAAGGGUAAGAUUAUUUAACACUUACAAUAGCGUUUUUUCUUGCUUGUAGAAUAGGGGAAUCCAGUUGAUUACCAGAUUUCCUGGAAAGGAAGCUUUUACGAAAACAAGUAUUGUAAACGUAUUAAGAGAAGAUAAAACUCUUGAAAAUCAUUGAAAGAAUUCUUGAGCAGGUGUAUGAGAAUUGGAGAAAUGUGCUAGCAAGUUGAAAUUUGGCUGGAGUGCCCUCUUUACCCCACUACCCCGUGGGAUUAUUUUUGCACGUAAACAUUCCUCCGUUGUUACUGUGUUUUCGCAAUGUAUCAUGGGUUGCUGGAAAAGUAAACACACUUGUGCGGAAAAUUUGGAGUUUUACGUUGAAAAAUUUGUACUUAUUCUACCCUACGGAAACAGUUAUUUCUAUGCUUCGAUCACCUCACACAGAGGAAUUUCUUUUUAGUUUUGCAAGGUGUGUUUGAUAAUAGCACCUGUGAUUUCCUCUCAUUUCCAGGUUCCUAGUAUGUGGGCGGCCAAGUCUUACCCGUCUCUGAAGCCGUUAGGUAGUUACGUGGCAGAUCUCGUUGCGCGCCUCAGAUUUUUCAAGGUAAGUUUCUUAGUGCUGUUUGAUUUAGGUUUCACACCUCGAAGGAGGUUAUGGAUCACACUUAAAACGUUUGGUAUUGUUGUUUAUUUAGGACUGGAUUGACGAAGGUUCUCCAAAUGUGUUUUGGAUCUCUGGAUUCUACUUUACCCAGUCCUUCCUCACAGGUUAGUGCGCGCAGAAUCUGAAACGAUCCAGUAUAUGACUGCUGAGUCUAGAAGAGGAAAUUUGUAUUCCUUUAAUUUAAGUGACGGAACUUAUCUGUGGACCUGGCCAAGUCCGUGUACGAGCUAUAAACGACUCGGGCCUCAAUUUAACAAGUCACUAAUCGGCUAUCUUUCGAUAACCAAAGCAAGAAACAUUUUCUUUAUCGGCCAAGUGAUGCCUUCUAUGACAAGGAUCGUCGACUCGUUUUGAUUAUAAAGCAUGAAAAUCAUCGAUACUCUACUCUCCAUGGUUUAAAACGACUUGUAAGUGUCACUUGGUAACCCCUUAACACCCACCCCUCCAUUGAAACAUUUUGCCAGCUCUCCUCCACUCCCAAAUUCUCACUUUCAUUCGCGACUAAAAACAGGCAUUUUGAAUGGAGAGUGUUGGAGAGCAAUAGACUCGCUGUCAGCUAAAAAUUCGAAAUCAAUGUGUGGGUAUUUUCAGGCGCAAUGCAGAAUUUUGCCCGACGUUAUAAAAUUCCGAUCGAUCACCUGGGUUUUGAAUUUGAAGUGAUGGAUGAAGAACAGGAUAUGAAGAAGAAGCCCGUGAGUACAUGAAUUGUUGUCUUACGUUCUGAACUACAGCUUUCGCUAAGGAACCAGUCAUUAUUUAGCGCCUGUAAGGGGGGGGGAGGGACAGAAGGAUUUUGGGGUAGAUCAUAUGGUUUUUAGGGGAGAGCGGAGGAGGGAUCAGUCAUUGCCAACAGAGUAUAAACGGGGGAGAACAGAAAAUUGAGCGUUGAUUAACUUGCAAUGAGGUGGUUGGGGUGGGAAUCAUAAGAAUAUGAAAGGGGGGGGGGGAGGGAAUCCGAAAAUUUUAUCGUGACUCAACCAAAAGCCUCCCACCCCCUCAGGUGAUAAAUAAUAACCAGUCCCUAAAUUAAAUGAAACUCAUUUCUCCACCUGUUGUGGGAGGUUUUUGUUUCUUUGAGUCAGCUCAUUUUAUUGUUCUCUUAUGCGAUGUAAUUUCUUAGUUUGCAAAAUAAUGCAACGUUUGACGUAUUGUUUGUGUUUGUUUAUUUGUUUGUUUACAGGAAGAUGGUGUAUAUGUUAAAGGUCUUUUUAUGGAGGGCGCUAGAUGGGACAGAGUAAACAAGGUUCGGUUUUUUUCUGUGCUAUCCAUUCCCUUUUUGUAUGUGUGGUUUUUAUAGGCUGUAUUAAAAGUAUAUAUACUAUUAUGACUACACCAUGCUAGGGAAAAAAACAAAAACAAUAACGUUAAUGUUAAAGAGGGCCGCCAUUGAUAUGGUGAAAGAGUUUUUCUUACGUCUAUGACUUCAGUAUGGCUGUUCGACUGAGUCUCGGCCUGUUUCCUCUAGGUUGUUGGAGAAUCUCUUCCAAAGAUAUUGUAUGAUACUGUUCCAAUUGUAUCCUUUAACAAAAAAAUUAGUAACAUACACAGGAUUAAAAGCUGGAGACGUGCUAGCCUAACAGUCAGUGCGCUGGCCGGAUUCCGGGUGGAUAGGUCCGGAUUCGAGAGCUGGCCAGUUCAUUGUUUAUUGAUCCUGGGCAAAACACUUAAUUUGCCUUCCUUCCCCGCACCCCUCCCUCGUGCGCUGUAAUAGAAACCUGAUAUAAUGCUUGGUGAGAGAGCUGCCCUGUACUACUCACGGAAAUCAAUUUGACGUCGGGAAGCUUGGGUCACCUGGCUCAAGUGCUCAGCUGCUUUACUUUUUAAGAUUUCUUUGUGUCAAAUGUCCUGUUGAUUGUCUACUUCUUACUUACAUACUAAUAAUCGACCGCGAUGUGAUGAUAUUCUCUACCUCUUCGAAAGUAUUCUCUUCAAAGGGGGACAAAAAUGAAACUACCACAAACGUGAGCUUCCUUGACAAGUCAAUAGAUAUGGCUCAAGCCGGGGGAAACAGCGGAUUUUCGAGAUGAAGGGACGUAUUCAUGCCCAGGUUAUUUUUUGAUCAAUAUUUUUGUGUAUUUUAUUCCCAACCACCGGAGUAGAAAGAUCGUAGACCGUGGUGUUAGUACAGCGAUAAGUCUCAAGUACAGUAGUUAUGUGGAAAACUCGUGGGUAAUAAGUAUUGUGCCAUCAAUGAUAAUCGUUGCAUCAGUGUUGCCUGUUAAAUAUAAAGGCCAAUCAGUAUUUUGGCCCUUACCAGGUCAGUACAUUGCCAAGGGACCACUCAUUAUUUGUCACCUGGGGGUCGAGGGACAGCACGGUUUUCAAGGGGAACGGAGGGGGGGACGGAUGGGGAUCAGUCGUCGCUAACAGAGUAUGAAGGGGGACUAUCAAAAAUUCGCUGUCAUUCCGGGGAGAAGUUUUUUAGAUUAAAACAGUUUUCCAAAGCUUUGAGAAGCCGUGCUCAAGGAUUAGCGGGCAACCCGACUGAAAUAAUUUCCUCACACUUGUUGCCACAACAAAUUGAUACGUUUUCUGUUUGUUAUUCUAGUUUACAAAACAAGUGCUCGCCGAGGUGUACUUUCCACAACUGGUCAUUCGACAAAUUAUGUCCUGUCAAUCAACCUACCGUCCAAGAGAGCGGAGAAUCACUGGGUUGUACGAGGAGUCGCCAUGCUUUGUCAGCUGGACGAUUAAAAUGGCACGACCGAGAAAUGUACUUAAUAAUAUAGGACUAUUUUUGGUUGAGUUUGGGUUGCUAAGUUAGUCGAAAAGAACACCAGGCAUGCGCAAGAUGUUUUUUAGCUUCCUAUGCUCAAUUUGAUUUUUUUUUUAAUGCAAUCAAAGACUGAUCAAACUUCAUUUAUUGUUUUCCUUCAUAGUAGAUCACUUGAGAAAGCUCUUAUUAGUUGUGCAGACAUCAUACUCUAGCAUUCCUACUUUAAUUCCUUGCUGGCAUUUUUAAGGGACACCUGGUUGUUAAGUUCGUUGUAUUAUUAUUUUUUUCUUGAAAAAGACUGGGGGUCACACAUACUCCCCCAUUACCUCCCACCUCAAAGUUCGUCCUUGAAUACAACAAAAUACUUAUCGAACCAUACAUGCUUUUGUUACUUAUCAUGUGGUACCUACUAAUUGAAUUUGUUCGCGCGGGACGCGGGUCAAUCUGCGUCCGUUACGCUCGACCGGGCAUUUUCCCACUAAUCGAGAGAUUUUCAAAGCAUGACAUUUACGUCUGCUUUCAGUUUUUCGCACACCAAAGUGAAAACAAUUGAAUUUGAAUUUCAAAAAAUACGUUUUUACUCUAUUCAUUGUUGAUUUAAGGUUCUGAGGAAGAGGAGAAGAGAGUAUAAUUUAACUUGAUUUGCUCGUAUUGGCGUUAUCAAACUGUCCAUUCAUUUCAUCACUUAUGCUAACUUAAUAACUUGCGUACUGUAGUUUUGAAAGGUAAUGGGAAACCCGUAGAAACUUUCUUAUCGCAUAUAGAGUCAGUAGAUAAGACAAAUUAUUUAUCGCUUGAAGAGUUUUUAUCGCCUAAAGAUGAUAGCUAAUUGCAUUUGCAGUAAUAAACAUAGUGAAUUAUUUUAGAAUUAUUCUUCACAAAAAUAAUUUAUUACACAGAGGCAUAUAUUUAUCUCUUUGACUCAAAAUUAAUUUAAUAAUGAGCGCAAUAUUUGAUUAGUAAAUUAAUGUGUUGUAGUCAGGUUUUCUAGAAAGCUCGUCAGUAGUAGUUCU